CCAUUUACUUUGAAUCCAUUUCAAUGGAACAGACAAAAAUUAAAUACUUGGGUUUUAAACUGUUUAAAUUUUAACAUUGGAAUUGGCUGCACUAUUGUACCAAGUAAAGAAGUAACCCUUUCUGGCAUAACCUUAUAAAGAUGCAGAAAAAUAAAUAUUUCUUUAAUGGAUCAUCAGACUAGCUUUAAGUAAAAUUCCAUUGAAUAAGCCUGAUCAUUUAUUUGUUUAGUUGUUCCAUUUAUUCACCACCUUUUCUUCCAAGCAGCUCAGUGUGGUGUACAUCGUUCUCCUCCUCCCCAUUUCACCCUCACAACAACCCUGUGAGGUAGGUUAGGAUUAUAGAUGAUGACUGGCCCAAGGUCACCCAGUGAGCUUUAUGGCUGAGUGGGGAUUUGAACCCUGCUCUCCCAGGUCGUAGUCCAGCACUCUAACCAUUACACAACACUGGCUACUGAAAUACCAAUAAGCUACUGAAAAGCCAUACCUAGACCUACUUGCAGGGUGAGGACUGAAAGGAAUACAAUUUGGGAUUUUAAAAGAAAAACAGAAACUGACCUAAGCAUAUGAACUGGAUAAAGAAUCAAUUGUAAGACCUGGGAUGAGGAGAGGGAUGGUUUUUUGGGACUGAUACCAGUGCUCUGAUAGCCCAAGUCUAAUCCCAUUGAUUCAAAAGUAACAUCUCACCACCUGGCAUCCAUAGUGCUUACUACUUGGUGAAUAUUUAGUUAUUGUUAGGUCCUGUUUUCUCCUCCAGGAGUUUGGGGUGGCUAACAAUCACCAUAAAUUAUAAUAAAUACAGUAAAACAAUAGUUAAAACAUCGACAAAUCCACACCAACAAUUAAAAUAUCAUAUAGUAGACAAUAAAACUUUUAACAGUUAUUCUUCAUUCCAUUUGUUCCAAAAGCGGCUGGCUUGGUCAUGCCCACAGAAUGGAAGCUGGCAGGAUCCCCAAGGAUGUGCUCUCCAGGGAGCUGGCUUCUGGCACCAGGCCAACUGGCAGACCAAUGCUGCGUUACAAAGAUGUCUGCAAACAUGACAUGAAGGCUGGCAAUAUCAACUCUGCCAUGUGGGAAUCCCUUGCAGAUGACCACAGUACCUGGAGACAGGCAGACAAGUCACGUAUCCAUAGCAGUGACCAGAGGAGGAAUGACCGCUGGGAAGAGUGCCAUGGUGCAUCUGCAGCAGUACAACUGGACACCUUCAUUUGCACCCAACUGUAACAAAACAUGUCUCUUCCUGCAUCAGCGCUGCAACCUUCCAACAGUUAGACCUCAUUCUCAAAGGUGCAUACUUCCAUUGUCUCCCAAGACAGACAGAUGCCAAUAACCACUCUUAAGUUUGCACCUCAUUUUUGUCAAGGUGGAAGACAACUAAGCAUCACCUUGAAGGGAGUUCCACAAAUGGGGGCUGCCCCUGAGAAGCCCUGCUCAGUCAUCAUCUCACAGGCCAUGCUUACCAACUGAACAAUGAGCAGGAAGAAGAAAAAGAGUUUGGAUUUGAUAUCCUGCUUUAUCACUACCUGAAAGAGUCUCAAAGUGACUAACAUUCUCAUUUCCUUUCCCUUCCUCUCCCUCAACAAACACUCUGUGAGGUGAGUGGGGCUGAGAGACUUCAGAGAAGUGUGACUAGCCCAAGGUCACCCAGCAGCUGCAUGUGGAGGAGCGGAGACACGAACCCGGUUCCCCAGAUUGCGAGUCUACAGCUCUUAACCACUACACCACACUGGUUCUCUCACCAGUCUUAAAGCAGAGUUGGUAGUUAUUGGGAAGACACUCCUUUAGGUAUUCGGGCUCAAGAGUCAUACAAGGCUUUGUACAUCUGUACACCAUUAAUUGGGCCUGACAGCUAACAGGCCAGUGCUGAGUUUUAAGUACUGUGAUGUGGUCUCAUCAACACCAGCAGUUACAAUUUGUUUUAAAUGGUUGCAUUUACAUGACAAAUGGUAAAACAGCUUUAGGAUCUCAGUUGGUAUGAAUUAAUUUUAAUUGUUCAGCUUUUAAAAUAUGUGUGUUUUAAAACCAGAACACUUAUCUUCUGAACAAGAACUCUGGAAAUAUAAUGUGUAUGUAUUUCUGCUUCCCUAUUUUAACUCUUUUCACGUGUGAAAAAGGGACUUGGGGUUCAUCCUGCAUGCAAUAUAGCUCUCAUCCAAGUACAGUGGUACCUUGGGUUACACAAGCUUCAGGUUACAUACGCUUCAGGUUACAGACUCCGCUAACCCAGAAAUAGUACCUCAGGUUAAGAACUUUGCUUCAGGAUGACAACAGAAAUUGGGUGGCAGCAGUGCGGCGGCAGCAGCAGCAGCAGGCCCCAUUAGUUAAAGUGGUGCUUCAGGUUAAGAACAGUUUCAGGUUAAGAACGGACCUCUGGAAUGAAUUAAGUACGUAACCAGAGGUACCACUGUACUGUCUUACAUUAUUUCCUCAUUUAAUUCAGAUGAAGUGUUUCUGUGGAAAAUCCAGUAAGUCACACCCACCUACCCAAAAUGGUAAAACUGGAUUGAACAGAUAAGGGGGAGACACAGGGUGUUUUGAUAAGUACACUGUGAAAAACUUUCAUUCAGGAGCAGCAUCAAGUUCACAAUAAACUAUGUGCAAGCACUGUAAGAAAUAUAUGUGUUAUGGGCUUAUUAAAGUAACCUUUGUGAGCAUGGCUUGGGAUAGGAGAGCAUUUACUGUGGAUUUGAAUAUGAAACAAUUGCCAUGCAAUAAUCUGUGUAUAUGUAGCUAGUUGAUGAAUCCUCACAACACUGAAAAAAAAAGUCCAACAUCAGUGCUCAAAAUAGGCUUGCCAUAUUUCAAAAAGUGGAAAACCCGGACACAAAAAUUAUGCUUUUUUUUUUUUUUGCAAAGUUGAUGGGCUUUUUUUGGGGGGGGUGUCAAAGUUCUUGAACCUUUUUUUGUUUUGCCCAGUUGUUUUUUACAAGAUCUACAAACAUAGGCUGCCAUACAUCUGGAUUUUCCUUGACAUUUCUGCAGACGUUGUUUAUGAGGCCUGAAUACCGGGUAUGUCCAGACAUAUAGCAUACCUAAAAAUAGUGACCUGUGACCCAGGUUAAGGACCUGGCCUUGCUUGAGGUUAUUCCCUAAUUUGUUAGAAAUACAUGAUGGUGUUUAACCACGAACAGAAACAACAUUCUGCAUGUACAUUCUGUAUCAGAUACUUGAUUUUCUUCUUAGAAUGCAAUGACCACGUAUUAUUUUAGCUUCCAAGUAUCUUUUACUAGAAAACCAACAAACCUUAUCCAACCUGCUCCCUGGGUACCAGGGUUAACGAGGAGUCCUAAUGACCAGGCUAGGCCUCUAAGAGCCUCGACACACGCCACUGAGCUUUGGGGCUGCUAAUUCAAAAAUGGAGGAUGAGCGCCUCAACCAUUAAUUAAUAAUGUAGCUCUCUGUCUUCCUGCGUGUCACAAGCUGGAAAGGCGGUGAUCGGCCAAUAAAGAUGUAGGGGAAAGAAGUCGAAAGCUCCUCCCAACAGCUCUUCCUCAUUGAGAGCUGAAGUAGUAGAUCAAAAACUUCCGAGGAGCGGGGUUGGUGGGGGGCAGAAAUAAAAGAGGGGAGACUCAUCAGAUACCAGCCGGGCGGAAGGGGCAAUCGAGUUACUAAUCAGGUAGGAGGAGAUGGUGCAGCCUUUACCUCUGUCUCAGGAGGGUCAAUUUGCCUUACAGACCUUUCCGGGAAGACGGGGGAGGAGGGGAAGGCACUCUCGUGUACAUCCUGACAGCAGGAAGGGAAGGCUCAUCUAACAGCCUCUCAGCUGGAGGGGAUCCCUCGUUAAACAUCAGAUCAGACGGGGUGUGUGUGAGAAAGAGAGAGGAAAGGGGAGGGGGGGGGAGAGGAGAGAGUCCCGACAGAAGCUGGCCGGGAAAGCAGAUAAGCGAUCAAAAAGACUUGCCCUCCUUCUCUUCCCUGUUUGCUUGGCAUUUUGGAGAGAGAGCGGAAGGAGGUGCGCGGAACAGCGCGCCGGGCCGGUCAGAGGGCGACCCCCGUGGGCGGAGCGGGGGGGGGAGGCGGUGAGUCCAAGGGAGGCCUUAGACACCGGGGGAGGGGAAUCCCCGGGUCGGUCGAGCACGUUGUGUGGCGGCGGAGGAGGAAGGGGGGGUAGUAGUAGUAGUAGCAGGAGGAGGAGGGAGUAGUCGUUGCCGCCGCCGCCGCCUGCUGUUCGGCGUCAUGGCCCCAUUGUGAGGCGGCCUAGGGGAGGGGGGGGAGAGAGAGAGAGAAGCGGGGGAGGAAAGGAAGGAUCCGCUCUCGCUCUCUCCCUUGCGCACACAGAGCUCGCUCAGUCCCAGGCGAGGAAGCGGCGUGUCAGGCGCACGCACACAAAAGGAACCGUCUUCGGGCUGCUCCUGCUGCUGCUUUCGCCGCUCCUCUUCGCCUCGACUUGACGCCCUCCUUUCUCUCUCUCCCCCCCCCCCCGCUACUCCUCAUAUACUCCACUUAGAAACGGGACCCGGGCGAUGCCACUGUUGCACCGAAAGCCCUUCGUGAGGGAGAAGCCCCCCGCUGACCUUCGGCCGGACGAGCACGUCUUCUACUGCAAGGUCACCAACGAGAUUUUCAGGAACUACGAGUAAGUCUCUCUCUCUCCCUCUCUCCCCCCCCCCCAUUUCCUCGUGGGCUCUGGCGGGCUGAUUUGAACAGGAAAGCGCGGCGGAGGCGGCGGGAAAUGGCUGACACCUGGCCUGGGAAAAGAAGAGGGUGGGGAGGGAAUCCCCCUCCGAAAGGUCGGGAAAACCCCCUGACCACCCCUCUUGCGAGGGGAGGAGGGGGCGUCGAGCCAGGUCCUGCCCGCUGUCCUUUAGCGCGCGCUCUUGUGUCUCCCCUCAGGACGGGGGGGGAGGGGGAGAGGAGGAAAUAAAGUUUGUGGCAAGUGGGGGGGGGGCGGGUCUGGUCCCUUCCCGCCGUCCCUGUCCCUCUGGUAUCCCGAGACCACUCUCCCCCCUCCCUCCCGCCGCAUGUCAAAGCGGCUUCCACUAGGCCUUUCGCGAGGUGCUCGCAUUUGCCUCCGGUUUGUGGAAGCGACUUGGCGCGUUUGAGCGAAUCCGAGCGCGGAAACCGCCACCCAGAAAUCAACGGCCGGCCGCGUCGUAUAGACGCCGCUUUGGAGGGUCUGCGCGAAGGGGAGCCUCCGGACGGGCGCUGCUAACCGCCCCGCGCGCACACUAUUGUUUUCCCAGCAGCUGGCAGGACGGCGAAUAAACGCGCCGCCUACUGUAGCCGCCCUCCCGCUCCCAAAUGCGCCUCCGUUGGGGUUGAGUUCAAAACAUCGACAGCCCCUCCUGCCGUCUCCUUUCAUAGUGCAACUGAGUCGGGUUUUUAUCUGUUUAAAAGCGCCCGACCCCCCUUAAACCUCUCCUCUUUUCGACACACUAGGCGUUUUAGUACCCUAAACUUCCACCCGGGCGAGUAGGACUCGUCGGCACCUGUUUCUUGAGCUCCAAAGGGGGUGAUAAUUCUGUUUCCGUAGUAUCUGUCAGGGUUCUUCUAACGCUGGCAAGUACAAUAGUUGAGCGUAUUCAAGGGAAAGUGAUGACGCAUUUGAAUGUGCUGGUUUAGCUAAAGCUGUGUAUCUCAGUAUUGUGCUUUAUUGCCAUGCAUUAAGAGUUCCAUUGAUUUUGUGGCUUUCACUCUGGCUUGUUCGGUUUUAAAAAUGAAAGAGGAGGACAGUUGGUCCACAAGGUAUUCUCUCUAAUGGCAGGCUAUCAAUUAAUUAGUUAAAAGUACUAAUCUAGUUACUUAGUUAAUGAAAUAAAGCUCAGUACAGCAGCACUACUUUUGGGUGAGAUUUUCAUGAAUAUAAGAGUUACGUAUUUCCCAGUUUAGAGGAGCCUUCAGUUUCUAUAAUAACUUUUCACAGGACUUUGUUUUUCCACGAGAUGACGUGAAUAGUAAUUGCAUGUAGUAUUCAAUUAGCUUACAUUUAAAAUAUAUUUAUAAACUUCAUUAGUUUAUCCUUGUUCUUAAGUAUUGGCAUAGGUAUGAAGAGAAUAUGUGAACUUUACAUAUUAAAUGUAAUAUUAGGAGAAAAAGUUCUUCAGGACAAAAGUCUUCAUCCAGAACUCUGAUAGAUAAGAAGUUGGAAUAUGUUUUUCAUCCUUCCCCUUUAUUCACAACACUUUAUGUAUAAUCCAGCCAAAGCUGAGCACUUUGAAGUCCAAAAAAAUUUAGCUGGAGAGGUGAGCUAUGCACAAUUCUUCUACUGACAUCAAUAGGGUAUAAAAAUUCUCAGUGUUGUCCCAGGAACACAUAAGGGCAUGUGCAGAGUUCCUUUCGCUCACCGUUGAGAAACCAUUGCUAGACCCACAUUUGUUGGAGAUGUGAGAAGGGAUCUGGGGGUAAGAAAAUGCCUAUCAAAUUCUUCCAUUUAGAAAUGUAGCAGCAAGAGAAGAAAUCUUACAUUAUUUUAAGAAUUGGACUGAUUUUAGAUAAAGUUAGAUAAGGAUAUAUAAGUUUGUAAAAUACAGGAUGCUCUUAAUGCAUUCUUGUAUUUAGCAAUUUAUCUGGUAGUCAGAGGUAGCAAGUACGGCAAUUCCAUGUAGGCAAAUGAGUGUUCUGGGGGGGGGGGGGGAGCAAGCAGGCAACCACUCAUCUGUGUUAGCCACAGGGAAUGGAAAGUCUCUUCCUCCAUGAACAGUGUGGAACUGUAGUGGGCCAAACAGUUUUUUGUGUUUUUGUUUUUUACUAAUAGGCUACACAUAGAAAAGGGAUCUUCCCUUUUCCACAGCCAAUAUAUUGUUGUUAUUAUUAUUGUUGUUGUCAUUAUUAUUAUUGUUGUCAUUAUUAAUUGUCCUUAAUGCUUUUCUUAACAAAAUGUAUUCCAAAGCCACUUGCUAAAUAGUAUAAAGAUUAAAACCAGUAUAAAACCAAAACAGAGUAAAAAACUAAAAUUGCAGUUAUGCAUUUAAGAGACACAUCACCACACAAUUGGGGAUUGUGGUUUUGCUCCCAUCAAACUACAACCUAUCACCAAGGUACAUUCUUGGCUUAUUGACUAUGGUUAAUUUGAGUAAAACAUCCAUGGACAUAAUACUUAACCCAGGGAUCAUGGUUUGUUAUCCCUGGCUGCGUGCUUGUGGAAAGAAGCAAAAUCAUCAGUUACAAUUACAUAAGAACUGGUCUUACGUUUCUGAUUUAUCAAAUUUGUAUGCAUAUAUAUAGUGUUGCAAUUAUAUACUUGCAACAGCUCAAUGAGGUGGAGAUAGUGGCUACUCCAGAUUAAUCAGGGUUUCGGGCCAGGUAUUUUGGGCUAAGUCCAACAGUUUUAUUACAUGAUGCUGGCUGUCAGGUUUGGAGAGACACCAUGUUCUGUGGUACAAGGAAACCAUGGGACAUGCAUGCUUUCCCAGGUUACUGUUUCUGUUACAGUGAUUGCAAACCUGCAUGAAUCUCAUUAGCUGGAUGAUAGACUGAUUCAAUUUUUCCUUGUAGUGCUUUUUAAAGUUUUAUAUAUAUGUCUAUUUAUUGUAAGCUGCUUUGGACAGGUAUUUGCCUAAAAGCAGCCUAAAAAACUAAUUAAUAGAAGUCGUAAGAUUCAGUACUAUCCACACAACAAAUCCACAAAUUCUGCUAAAUUAAAGUUUCAGGAAUUUUUAUACUACUAUAAAACACUUCUGUAGCACCAGAAGAUUUGGCAUUUUCUCCACUCCUUAUUCAGUUAGAAGAGAGUGGCAAAACUUUCAUCUUAGUAGUAUCAACUCUUUGCCACUUAAGAAGUUCAUUGAACCCAUAAAGUGCCGUAUUUAGUAGUUGCCCAUAAAAUGGACUGUAGCCCAGCAGCCAAUCAUUAAAAUCAUAAUCAUAUUAUUAGUAUCUCUAGACCAAUUGAAUCUUGGUUGCUUUGUUGACAGUCCCCCUGGUUGAAAGUCUUGCAGCUGAAUGCUAGUUCGGUUAAUGGGAAGACAGCUGCCAUCCAGAAUUUAAUCCUGGAUGAGCAUGCUGACCUGGCAUAUAUUACAAAGACCUGGCUGUAUGUAAAUCUUUCCCAGCUUUUGUCUGCCAGUUUUUCCAAACAGUAGCAGGUGGCCUAGUGGGCUGUAGUGAUUCCAUUCCCAUACCCAGGUGCCUCAUUCAACAUUACAGUUUUCAUUCAUUUAAUUAUAGUUUCGAGCAUGUUUUUUUUAAUGGUGGGUGUUCAGGAUAGGGAUUCUGUUGGUGUAUAGUCCUUACCAUUGUUAAGCAGUCUCCUUAUUUAAGAUAGCCAGGGUGAUAUUGUUGGGAACUUUAACAUUCCCUGUUGGAAGUGGCUCAGUAUUUCAUUGCUUCAUGGCAAUCAUGGGUCCAUGCUAAAUGGAUUUGGGUCAUACUUACCUGUGUCUCUGAUGGGAUUGUGCUCACUUUGAAAAGAAAAUGAAAUGAGUGAAACUGAUAUAGAAGGAGCCAAAGUAAAAUUGGUAACCUUAGGACGGUACCAGUACAGAUGAAGAAAAAAUGCUUGUGGACUCUCACAUCUCCAGACCUGCCUCCCAAAUCAAGCUCACAUUUGAGCAAGUGAGUAGAAGAUGAGUGUGAGAAGAACAGAAUUCUAUGAUGAAUCAGGUAAAAUCUGAGGUUUAGUCACAGUUGUACCACAUAAUCGGUGUCCCACAUAAGACAUGUUGGGUCUGGAUUUGAUUUUAUUUAAACUCAAAUGAGAUUAUAUCUCCCCAAAGCAUAAUGAGGUACGGUAUUCUAUUUGAAGACCAAUAUAUGAGAGAGAAAGUGGCUUUAAGGCACUGUUGGCCUCAAGGCCAAGUUUUGAAACCAGGAGCGGAGUGUUUGCAGACUUUUCCAAUUACAUGUGAUUUCACAGAACGUGCGAUGACCUUGAAUGCAAUCCCCGUUCAAAGUGGGGGUUGCCUAUACUUAGACAUGUAUUUGACAUGUUCAGUUAUUUUAACUUUCUCUGUUGCAGUGACUUUUUUGAACGAACCAUUCUGUGUAAUAGCCUUGUGUGGAGUUGUGCUGUUACCGGUAAACCUGGACUCACCUAUCAAGAAGCACUAGAAUCAGAAAAGAAAGCCCUACAAAAUCUCCAGAACUUUCCAGAGCCACUUAUUGUUCCAGUUCUGUACUUAGUUACCCUCACUCAGCGCUCACGACUUCAUGAAGUUUGUGAUGACAUCUUUGCUUAUAUCAAGGACCGUUAUUUUGUUGGUGAAAUUGUUGCAGUACUUAGGAAUAAUGGUGAAAGGUAAGUAUUUCUUAUAUUUGCUAGUUUUGAGAUAUAUAUUUAUGGCUCUUGUAAAAAGAAAACAAAAUCUAGGUUUAUCUUGUGAACAGCUUAAUUUUAAGUAGCUUUGGCUGGUCACACGGCUAGAAUCUGUGGUUAAAUUUGUGGCUAGAUCAGAUUCUUCAACCCAGUUCCUUUUUUCCUUAUCUGGAAGAUUUUGACUGACAGAUUAAGGGUUUCUGAGAUACAAAGCAUUAUUCUGUAUGUAUAGAAUGGGUGGGAUAUAAAUCUAAAUAAAAAGCACACUGCCUGCAUGAUAAUGUUUUAUUUUGCUGUGUUUUCAAUCAUUUAAAAAACAAUGGCCUCAGUGCAGAUGCAUGAGGUGCUCACCAUGUUUAAAUAAUUUGGAAUAUGUAACAGAUUUGAACUCCCUCCUCUCCUCUCCUCUCCUCUCUGUCCCAAACAUUAUGUCUGCAUCAGCACUAACUUAAUUUCCUUUUAAAAAUAAUUUGGAAACCCACUUCAAAUAUUAAUUUCAAAAUAUAAUUAAGAAAGCAAGCAUGGUUUUAGUGAUAACGGGGGCUAUUCAGCUAUAAUGCUACCCUAUGGCUAAAUGAAACCAUAACUGGGAAGGAGAAAUUCACACAUGAGGAAAGGGAGAGUAGAAGGAGUCCAUACCUUGUCCCUGAUCUUCUAGCCAUUCUUAGGAUAUCAGGAACUUCAGGUAUACAACUGAUUAAUUUCAACCUGGAAUCAACUUGUGAAUUAUGCUAGAUGAAACCAAAAAUUAAUCCUCGAAACAUGGAAGUUCUGUCUUCAAGCUCUCACCAAGGUUUGUUCUUGGCUUAUGGCUCGUUAUAAUAUGGGUCGAAGCUAAGCCAUUACUGGCACAUUCUCCCCACUCCUCCUAAGCUAAUAGGUUGUCUUCUCUCAUCCCUUUCUGUCAUCUUACCUCCCACCCCCUAUGUUCUUGUGUUGGGUUAGUCUACACAGAAUGUAGCUGAACUGAAACAACUGCACUAACGAACACAGCUGUUUUAAUGCAGUGAGCCCUAAUAUGCUAAACGUAGUCUGGUCUAUUAUACAAUUGGCAAGGCAUGUCCUGUACUUUUCAGCAAUAGCAAUAUGUAUGUAAGUGUAACAUCUACGACAAGAGGUGUUAAUUACAUAUUUUCCUUUUGCAUUGAACAAUUUAAUGGUUGUCUUCAUUAGGUGACAUGCUUACCAAAAAUGGAGGCUUACAAUGUGUCAGGAAGCAAAUGGGCCAUUAUUAAGACGAGAUUAGACAACAAUCAUGUUAUCCUUGUUUAUUUGGGUCAUCAACUGUAAUAAAGGAUAAUCUUUUUUGCUAGUGUAGAUACACAGACAACAUAGAACCUUUUAUUUUCCCACUUUCUUGUGUUUAAUAUCUAGUUUCUCAGUAACAUAACAGGCAUUCGUUUUAAGAUGUUUUCUUAUCUGGAUAAAACAAGAGGCUUUGUGAUUAAUGCUGAAAACCAAAACAGAUAAUUUAAUAUGACUGCUGUAAUAGGACAUUGUCAAUAGAGUAAAUGUAUUACUGUACUGUGUAUAACAGAUGUACUCUCAUACUUGCAAUGUGCUGAAGACUCAUAUGUGGAAAUUCUCCCUACUCUUGCAUUGGUUUUCAUUUCGGAGUACUGUUCUUCAUGCAGAUAGUCUUGCUUCAUGCAAAUAGUCUUUGCAUAAGGAAAGUGAAAACAAAUUAAGAUUUUGCCUUUUCAGGGGCUUACAAAAGGCAUGAGAACGGCUGUAAUACCCACCUAUUAUAGCACCACACAUACUUACACUAGUGCUUAUGCAGUUGCAGAAUAGCACUAGUGACUGUUUUUCUUCCCAUGAAGACCUCUGUUUGCAUCCCAUAAUUAUGGAACUACAUGGAUAUGUGAUAAGAACAUAGAUAAAAUUAAGCUGAUUUUAAGUUCACAGACUAUCCAAGGGUUAGAAGAAAUGAGCACAUACUUUACAUUUGAUUCUGCUCUUGAAACAUUCUUCCCACUUUUUAUCUGUCUGUUAGUAUAAAAUGAUAUUGGAUUGCGAACUACUUUUAGGUAUAUAUUCCAGUAACUAAAUCUUUUUGCACUAAAAAAAUGCUAUGUUCUUAUGUUUGCUUUGUUUCAGACUGCAGUGUAAGAUUUUGGAAGUUAAAGCACCAGUGCAUCAAAAUGGAAUGGCUAAUGGCCAUGUUAACAGUUCCGAUGGAGUCACUAUCGUAAUUAGUGAUAGCGAUGAUUCAGACUUGGAUACCAGUUCUGCACAAAAUGGGUAAAAGAUUAGUUUUAUAUUUGGAAAAUAUGGAUAGUUUUAAAAGGUUACAAAAACUGGAUUAGAAUAGUUGCUUAAUGUAAAACCUCUAUGCAGCCAUUUUGCCUAUAGUGGAAUGGAAUUACACCAUUCCAGAAUCUGAGAGGUCACCAGAGUUAUGUGCAUUUGUUGGAGCAGGUCAGCCUAUAAGCCUGCAAUGCUGCGUCUCUGUGAAAAUUAAUACAAUUAAAUAUUUUUCCUGUUGUUUAGGGCAACCAUUUGGUUUUAAAAAUACUAAUUAUAUUCAAACUCUUUAUGUGGUAUUAUGUUUUGUACAUUUUAAUUACAUUUAACUACAUAAUUAAUUUCUUGUAAUUUGAAGGAGUUAACUCAUUGAAAUGUUGCACAGAAAUGUUUCUGUUCAGAGAGAGGAAAUUAAUUGAUAUUUGUUUUUAGGAAGGAAAAAGCCAUAACUGAACCCUCCUUGUUCAAGUACAAAGUGAAGCCUAUUAAGAAACAAUUGUAUGAAUCUGUUACAGUGAAAGCAUCUCAGAUAUGGUAAGCACUGAAGGCUAUGGUCCUACUGCCCUAUAUGCAUAUGAGGAGCAAUGUUGAGCGGAUAGCUCAAAAAUAAACCAGUAGCCACACACAUACUGAAAUGUCUGACAGGCAGACUAUGAAUGGGUGCGUACAUUCAUAGUGCGUAUUUCCAUAGUGGAAAAGGCUUAACCUAUUCAGUGUCUGCCAACUACAUAGCUGUUAAAGGCACAAAGUCCCAAAGCCAACCCUAAACCAAAGUCUAGGUUGUAAUCCUUGAACUUACUCUACCUGCAUGUGUACACACUCACUGUACGAAUAUAGACCACAGGCACACAUACAUCUCUUCCUCUCCCUUUGCCAAAGUGCACCUCUCAUAGGCCACACAUAUAAACACACACCUCUCUCUUACACACAGCACAUACAUCUCUCCUCUCAUAGACCAUCCAUCCAUCCAUCCAUCUCUCUCACACACACAUGCACACCUAUCUCCCACUCUUUCAGCCCAAGGUCUCGACCAUGUACAGGCAUCUCCCCAUCUGCUCAGUUCAGUUCACAUGUGACUGCAUGUAUGUGCAGCCCUGGAAACUCGGAAGUGGGGGGGAGAGAUCUGAAGAGCAUCAGCAAAGCCCUCCUGCUCCUCCAGCUUGCGAGGAGACCCUCCCUGGAGCCUGAAGGGGACAUCUUCUACGGGCUCCAGGGAGGGUCUCCUUGCGUGCCGGAGUUGCAGUGGGGUUUUGCUGAGUCUCUUCAGCCUCCUGGCUAACAUCUGACACGCAGGAAAGCGGCUGCUGUUGGGCUUUUCCGCUGGAGGCUAGUUGAGGCUGCUCAGCUGGUGUGGGGGGUCAGCUGAGCAGCCUCAAGCCUCUGACUCAAAAGGAGUUCUUCCCUAGAGCCUGAAGAGGACAUCCCCUUUGAACUCCAGAGAAGGUCUCCUCAAGAGCUGGAGGCGCAGCAGGGUGUCCCCCAUUUAUGCACAUUUCACUUAUGCUCGCAGGGGGCCAGAACGUAAUGUCUGCCAUUCAAAACAAAAGGAAAACCUCCCUCCAAAACAUUCCCAUUCGCCCCACCAAAAAUAAAAAAAAUACACAAGGACCACAAACCUGGCACCUGCAGAUGCUGGGUUGGCAAUCUCUGGAUUAUAGUACUGUAAGAGCUCUUGCUUAAUCUUGACUCUAUUUCAGGAAUGAUUUGGUAUUUAUAUUACUUAAUUAGAAUUGCCAGGAACAGUAGUUCCUGAAAAAAAUACUUGAUAGGAUAGUUUUCUCUUGAAAACUAAAUUUAGGAACUAUUUUAGUGUGCCAGUUCAGCUGGGAAUCAUCUUUGAUAUUGAUGCAUGUUCCUUUUCUUUUUGUCCUGUACCAUAGCCGGAGGAAACAUCUAUUUUCUCGUGACAGACUAAAGCUCUUUUUGAAGCAACACUGUGAAUCGUAUGAUGGCAUUGUUAAAAUUAAGGUAAUUAAACAAGUUGAAGCAAGACUGUACUUUGAUCACAUUAUAGGCAGUGAAAUUAGUUUGAUACCCAGUUUAGUUGUUGUGUUAUGAUGUGUGUGUGUGUGUGUGUGUGUGUAGUUUGAUGCUACCAUUAAUUAUUGCUUUAUUGUUUGUUUUUAGCUGUUCUUUAAUAUUGUGAACCACCUUGAAUUUUUUUAAAUCAAAUAAGUAUAUAAUUACAGUUUUCAUGAAGUGGUAAACUAUGGUUUGACUGUCGUCAGACCUACACAUACUGUACUAUACUGUCCUUGUCUGGCCCAGGUUUUAGGUAAACGAUAGCUUGCUGUCAGUAGAGCAUGAGAGCACACUAGGAGUGCAUGAGCCCAAGCUGUUUUUAUAUGAAUCAGCCUCAAGGUGUUCAGGCACUACACUUCAGAGAUGAGAAAAACUCAUUUUAAAAAAGUCUCUAGCGGUGGUAGCAAGUACUUCUUUUAUUUAUUAGCCCAAACUUGUUUUCCAACUAUUGUGCAAUGCUACUAUGGUUUCGUAUAAAUUGGAAUCUGAUUUGAAACAAUGGUGGUGUAUUUUUCAUUGCAAUGUUGCAUUUGUGUUAAAAGGACACAGAAAAAGAAAAUUCUCCACCCCAAAUUUACUCAUGAUUAAUUUAUUUCAGUGAUGCUUACUAAAGAGUGUUCCGUUUACUACAGAUAACUCAUUCCUGUGGUGUUGAUUAGGAAAUAAUGGCUAAUGGUGUCUCUUUCUAAAACCGUAGCUUAUUAGCCAGUGUGUACAUGCAAGAGCAGGCAGCCUUCUCAACAAUCUUUCCCCAUCUUUCUCUACAAGGCAAUAUCAUUUGCAAAAUACAAGAUAGCAGAACAGAAUUUUUCCUACCUCUUUCCUGAUGAUCCACCCACUUUUGUCUUCAGUCCUUCAAACAGACGGCGAAGGAGACCUCCAAAGAUGGCAUCUGAUGAUCAUGUAAGUAAUGCAGUACUUGUUAAUGUGCUUUUCAACAAGAAACAGCAGUGGAUUGCAUCCUACAGCAAUUCAAAACGGCAAAGUACUUUGCUAUCUGUGUUUUUCAUAUUUGCCAUUAGUUGUCUUAGGUAAGUCAAAAUUGUUCCACAGUUGGCCAUAUAAUACUCUGAGAGAUAAUAAUUUAUAUACCAAGGCCCUGAAAGUCCAUGGGCACAGGUGGGACUUAAAAACCUGGCCACUCAUAUGCAAUGAGGCUGGAUUAAACUGGUGUUUACAUUUGGAAUGACAGUAGUCAAAACUUGCUAUUGCCACAAAAUAAAACACAUUUCUAGUUUUAUUCAUUCAUCAUAUACAUUUUAACUUGGCGAUAUGUUCCACCAAGCUGUUAAAAGAUUUCAGUUUUUCAGUUAUUGCCCUUUCAUGAGUUUCCCCUUUUGUCUUCAGGAGGAUUUCGUUGCAAAAGAGCAGCUUAGUCCUAGAAAUGCAAGCAGUGCAGCAAAAGAAAGGGCACGACUCCAAAAAGAAAAAGACGAAAUGAGGGCCAUGGGUAAGUACAAGCUCAUGCGAUGAAUAAGCUUUUUUUUAGAUGAAAAACAUGCAUAAUGGGCUGGCUUUUGUUGAUUCUGUAGAACUAGUGCUGUAGUUUUUAGUGUAUUCUUCUUCAAAGAAAGAAGCUGUUGCAGUCCUGUCUCAAAAGAGGGCCUUUUCUGAAGCUGUGACUCAGUUGUGGAACUCUUUUUGCCACAAGUUCAUUUAGCCCCUUCACUCUUACGACUGCUUUGUUUAGCCGGGCUUUUUUUUUCUUUUUAGUCUAUAUAAUUUUAUGCCAUGAUACAUGUUUUAACUAGUUGCUGAUUUUCCUCUUUACUAUUUUUUCCCCAUUAUUGUAUUACUAUUGUCUUUUAUUUAUGUGCUAGCUGAAUUGAGCACUAUGUUUUUACCUGAAAGGUGGGAUAGAAUCAUAAUACAUCAUAUUAGCUUGGACAUAAAUCCCUCUGACAUACGCUUACAGCCAGAACUAUAAUUACUUCCCAGUAAUUGUGAUUGGGAUUGUAGUCAUAGCAUGUCUGUUUGGGGCUGUUUCCUUAAACGUAACGGCAUCACCCACAGGUGGCCAGAUUUGAUUAACUUGAUCUUGAAGUGUGGUUUAUAUAAUUUCUUUAAAAAGAAUAAUACAACUCUAGUUCUCCUGUCCACUUUUUGAAAAAGAAAAAUUGAAAAGAGAAAAGACAACUGCUAUAGAAUCCAAGAAGAAAGAAAGAGAAGAUAAGGAAAAAAGGAAGGAAGAACUUAAGAAGAUUGUGGAAGGAGAAAGGCUGAAGAAGAAAGAAGAGAGAGAGCGACUCAAAAUAGAAAAAGAAAAGGUCAGGUACCCCCCACCUGGGUUUCUAAUAGUUUGAAAUGGCAGUAUUAGUUUAAAAUAUAUAGCUACAUUUAGAGGUUCCCAGUACAGUCGUACCUUGGUUUUCAAACAGCUUAGUUCUCAAAUGUUUUGUCUCCCGAAUGCUGCAAACCCGGAAAUGGCUGUUCCGGUUUGCGAACUAUUUUUGGAAGCCGAACUUCCAACGGAGCUUCCGAUUGGCUGCAGGGCCUUCCUGCAGCCAAUCAGAAGCUGCAUUUUGGUUUCCAAACAUUUUAGAAGUUGAACGGACGCGGUUCAACUUCCAAGAAACAACUGUAUUUAGGAAUAUGAAUCACAGUACAAAGAAGAGUAGGACACACUGCUGUUUCUUCACCUGCGUGGUGAAGGAGAAUGCAUCUGCAAAAUUGUAAAUAGUUUCCUACAUGGAGCUUUUCAUCACUAUCCAAAGCCCCCUGGAUAGUGUGAGUUAAAAUUCUAAAUUGCAGUCUCAGUUACAAGCUUUAAUUUUCAGGACAUUGUUGCAAUCUGUAAUGGUUCUAGGGGUUGCUCGUGCGUAAGCCGGUGCUUAUCUCCCCGGCUGGGUGCAAACACAUGGCUGGGUUGCCUAAGUGAACCUUUUCUGUCCGGACAGCCACUCACCCGUGGCUGACUCAAUCGCUGGCAGAAUCCGUUAGUGGGCGUUUCUAAAACUUCUUCCAGCAAAGAAGCUCUUUGACGCCUAGUCUCCUCCUACUCUCUCUGCGCGAAAGCCUUCUGCGCAAGGAGGGCGUGGGCAACGGAGGACCUCUACUCUCCCCGCUGGUCCCACGCAAGGAGUCAUGGGACCGCCUCGCCGCUUCCCCCAUCUGCCCCCCUUCUCCACUGGUGCUACGCUGAUUCUCUUCCCCAGAAGAUGGGCUGCUUCUCCCGAUCUCUGGACGCUCUCUGGAAUCCCUCUGGCUUUUGCUCUCUCCCUCCGGCACUGAUGGCAGUUCCCUGACACAAUCCUUUCUUAAUGUGUGUAGUGUUCUGUUGAGGCAUUACCAAAAUUAGGUUACCUAUGUCUAAUCAAAUACAAGCUAUUUUCAUACUGUUUGAAAUAGGACUUUUAUUCAUAAUAUUUGAUGGUUUUUUCUAAAGUAAUAAAGGAAACUUAGGAGACAAGGGUUCAAAUCAUCCAUCAGCCAUGAAAUUCAGUGGGUGACUUGGGGCCAGUCACUUUCUCUUAACUACCUACAACAGGUUUGUUGAGGGGGCUGCAGAAUGGGAGGAAAAAUCUUAUGUAUACCACCUUGAGCUCUUUGAAGGAAAGGUGGGAAAUAAAUGUAAUAACAUAAAUGAUACAUUUCUUUUGAAAAAAAAAUUCCUUUAUUGUCAUUACCAAGAUAUGUAAAUAAAUAGAAUCAUGUAUACAUAUGUGAAACAGUCAAUAUCCUAAUUAUGUUAUCUAUUCUCUUAAUUAAAGUAAAUUCCAUAAGCAUCAAGAGCAACAGUUAAAGAAAAUUAUGCAAUACCAAUAAUCAGUAAAUUAAACUGUUGCUUAGAUUAAAUUAUAAACCUAACUUCUUACAAGAUUUCCACUAAAAGUACAUGGAUUGACAUUAUCUUGAAUUUUAUUACUCCAAUGCAUAAUCUAAAUACAGCUGUUUUUAACUAUUUUGGUAGUCAUUUUCUGUGUAAUUGCAGGAAAGAGAAAAGCUUCGCGAAGAGAAAAGGAAAUACCUGGAACAUCUAAAACAAUGGAGUAAGCGUAGAGAAGACAUGGAAUGUGAUGAUCUUAAGGUAAUGGAACCUCAGAGAGAGAGAGAGUCCACAAUCCAGAAAUAUUUGUGUAUUUAUGCAUUGUUUUUCAGACCUUUUCUGUGGCUAGAAAAGUUGCCCGAUGGAUCUGCUGAAAUUGUAAAUCCACUAUAUGAUUAUCACAUACAUUCUCCCCUUGUGGGGAAAAAGGACUUAAAACGAUGGUUGUGCAGUUUCAGAACUUUUUAUAUUUAAUAGAUAGUAAUUUAAGUCAUAAGUUUUGUAACUUGCAAAGCAAUCCUCUACUUGCAUUGAGUGUGCCAUUGUGAGCGAGUCCUGCAGUCAUAGCUGUAAACAUGCUACCAUCUCAUCCCUGGGAAAUAGCAAGAACAGGAGGCCGUUGCCCACUAUGGGGCACAGAGGGCAUAUGAGCUUUAAUCAGGGCAGCAGAACACAGCCCACAUCUGCCAGCCCUCAUGUGGAGCACCAAAGCAGAGGCCACAGAGCGAUGGAGGCACUUGGGACAUGCAAUGUCUGCCUGUUUUCUAUUUAUUAAUAUUUAUACAUCACUUGAUUGUUUUAAAAAACAAAACCCGGCAACCUCAAAGCAGUUUACGAAAAGAUAAGAAAAUCAAGAAAAUUUACAAUACUUUAAAACAUACAAAAAGUAAAAAUACUAUGAGCUAUUGCUUCAGAUGUGGGGAGACCAUCACAGCAGUUAAUUUUGCAGUGCGUGAUCCCAUCAUUCCUUGCAUAAUUGUGUGGGAUGUUUUCUGGCACCCACAGUUGCCUUUCCCACCCUGCUGUUUCCCUUCUGUAGGGUUUAUAUGCUGGUGAUGGUGUGCUGUAGAUGGUAUUGAGUUGCACCAUAUCCUGCGUUGAGGCUGAAAUGGACCGAGUGGCAGCUAUUAUUUCUCCCUUCCAUUGAGAUUAAUGGGAGGAGAAUUACUUUUUCUCAGUUUGGCAAGACCAGCACAAGACAUUGCACUACAUGUGGUCACCGCUUUUCUUCUUCCACUGCCACCUUCUUUCUGCUCUAUUUUUCUGCCUGUAUUCUAACACCAACACUCACGCUGGGUAGUCAUUGUAAUCUUUUUGGCUAUCAAAUCUGUUGUGAUGUAUGUUGUUGAUUAUUCACCGCAUAUGUAUAACUGAAACAUACAAUAAAUAUUUACUUUGCAUCACAGGAACUUCCAGUUCCAACUCCAGUGAAAACCAGACUACCUCCUGAGAUCUUUGGUGAUGCUGUCAUGGUCUUGGAGUUUCUCCAUGCUUUUGGUGAACUCUUUGAUCUUCAAGAUGAGUUUCCUGAUGGAGUGACUUUAGGCAAGUGAAUCUUUAGCAAACUGAAUCUAAAGGAAACAUGAGUAGCAGAUUUUGCAAACAUCCUGUCUACAGAUUUUGUUUUGCAGGGGAAGAAAGAAACAGGUUCUCUUCCUUCCCAGAAUGCAUUAAUGAUGCAAUAUUGGGAGUACAGCUGUGGAUCUAGGUUGGCUUAGGUGCCUCCAGCUGACAUUAGUUUUAAUGUAUUUUAUUCACUCUGCUCUUUAUUUCUUAUGUACUGCUUGUCAGCAAUCAUCCUGAUCUGGGCAACUAUAUGUGCUCAGAUACAUGCAUGUGACCAAAUAUCCCCAUUCAUUUCAAGUGUACAUGCUGCCCUGUGGGAUUCUGCAAAAUGAACUUUGCCCUUUCUUUGAAACAAAUGAAGAGAUGAUCCACCUGCCUUUCUAUGCAAUUGAGCCUGGAAUAAAUUGCUGGAUCACAGCAAUUGUUUCUCUAGUUGACCUAUUUGGAAAAUAUCCUGUGUAUUGAUUUGAUUAAUAUUUUGACAAUCACAUAACAUAGGAACAGCUUUCAGUUUUUUCACUGUGUAUUUGUAGCAGUUUGAACAAAUCCACUUUUUCUUAUUUACAGAGGUUUUAGAGGAAGCUCUUGUUGGAAAUGACAGUGAAGGUCCACUAUGUGAAUUGCUCUUUUUCUUCUUGACGGCCAUUUUUCAAGCCAUGGCUGAAGAAGAAGAAGAAGUGGCCAAAGACCAAAUAGCUGAUGCUGAGACCAAAGGUCAGACUUCAACUGUGCUUCUUAAUGCAAAGCUUGCAUACUAAUAGGCACGCAUACUAAUUUGCAUGCAUGGGAAUAUUUCAGUUAACAUUGCUCCACUUCAGUGCACAUGAUUGCUAUAGAAAAACAAAAGUUUGUCAGGUGCUAGCUGCAGCGUUGAUUCUGGUGUGUACUGCAGGUGCUCUUUUAAUUUUUUUUAAAAGGCAAGCUUUCCCAUUAUUAGACAUAGCAAGAAUUUCACAUUGGCGGGUUUUCAAGAAGUCUCAAAACUUAACACAUCCCUUUCAUUAAAAAAAAUUCUUCAGAAUUCAGUAACUUUGCUGAAGAUUCAGAAGAUACAUCUUUCUCACCAGCAGUGUAAGCUACAUAACUUUCAGAGGGGUAGCUGUGUUGGUAGCUGGUAGCUCUUGUGCAAAAACUAAAAAAUUAAAAAAAAUUGUUGUAAGGCUUUUAUGGACUAUUAUAGUCUACUCAUUGGAUGAAAGUUUGCCAUGAUAAAUUUGUUGCUUUUUUUAAAGUGCUGUAAGACUUCUUCUUGUGUCAGCUAAAUAAUAAUCUGGCAUCAUAACAGUGCAUAGCUUUACUAUUCAUUUCUUCGGUGACAGUAGUAUUGUCAUCCACACACUGGAACACCUGGUCCAGAUUUGUAAUAGCACACUUCUUAGCUAAUGUAAUUAUUUUCCAAAGGGCACACUUUUAAAUCUAUUGCAGCAUUUGCAGACUUUGAAUACUCUUUCCAAAGUGUGCUGUAGCUCAGGUGGUGGUUUAUUUUUAUUUCCUUUGUUGCAUACUUGAAGAAAAGAGAAACCACAUAACAAAUAGCUUGUUUGUUGAUUUAUAGUGAUAUUUUUACCACACACAGCAGUCACAUCUGAAUAAAGUAGUAAAAGAGCAAACAGAAAAGGGGCAUAGCUCAGUUGCAGAAAAUCCACUUUGCUCGUGGAAGGCUCCAGAUUCAAUCCCUGGCAUCUUCAGGAAGGGCUGGGAAAAACUUCUCCUUGAAACUUGGAGAGUUUAUGCAAAUCAGUGGAGACAAGACUUGAGCUAGAUGAGCUACUGGUCUGACUCUGAAACCUUUGCUCCAACAUUCAUGUUUUGUUUUGUUUCCCUGAGGACUAGAAUAUUGACGGGAUCCCCCACCGCUCUUCCAUUUUUUUAUCAGAAUUUGUCUGGUAAAGGCAUUUUCUCUAGAUUAAGUGUUUGCAUUCCCUUAACAUGGGUGUGGGGAACCUUCUGCCCUCCAGAUGUUCCUGAACUAUAUAACACCCAUCAUCACUGGUCAUUGGCUAUGCAGGCUUGGGUUGAUGGAAAUUGUAGUUCAGCAACAUCUGAAGGACCAAAAUUUCCCUACACCUGCCCCAAAUUGAGUGCUUUUACACCUCUUCUCUGGAACCAGUACAAUAACAGUUGUGGUAUACUGCAUAAAAGAAAUAUAUAUAGAAAAGAAAUAUAUACAGUUGACGUGUGCUUUGUAGAGUCAAGUGCAUCAAUCUGAAAAUUCUGUUUGAUCUCACACACCAUUCAGAGAAAUAGGGUUUUUUGGAAGAAAGCAAAGCUGCAUGUGAUUCUUCCUUUGUGCAAGGAAGAUUUAGUCAUUAUUCUGUUGAGAGGAAAUCCAAAUGACUUCUUUCUGGCAAAUCAGUUGCAGGGGGGAAUUGUGUUUUUCCACACUCAAUCAGUAGUCAUUGUUGAACAUGAGAUUCCUUGGACCCAAAAGUGAAACUUUUAUUGCCAUUUGGAGUAAUUUAGUCUUAUGUAGACUGUACUGCACCUAUUGGUACUGCUAGUGUGUAUCUGAUUGCCUUUCUCUCAUGCAUAUAUUAUGUUAAACUUUGCUCACUUAAAUUGAAAACUUCCCACUGCAAGAUUCUAGAUGCGAUACUCCUUUGCUUAAUUGUAAAGUCAAGUUUUUGUUUUGAAUCAUUCAUAGCUUUGACUGAGGCAUUCUAAACAAACUCACAAUUGUAGGGUAGGCAUGCCCAUAGUUCUGUGUUAUGGCUCUCCAUAUUUUGGUUGGGCUGCAUUCACACGUAUAACUUGGCAGAAGCUGUUAAAGAGAAAAUAUAUUAACUUUUGUGAAUGGAGGCUUACCGUAUGUCCAGUAUAGGAUAGCGCAGUUCUGCUUUGUGGAGGUUGGAUGUGAGAGGACCUCAGUCUGUAAAAAAAAAAGGAAAAAGAAAUAACUUCAGGAAUAAGGAAUUUGCUUUCUAAAGAAGGGUAUUUCGUCUUGCUGUUUCCUACCCUUAAAGAAUAAUACUUAUAAGCCUAUCUUUGGUGAUAUGUAGAAACUUCUGUCUUGGAUAACCUUGAUACUGCUGUAAAUAAACUUCUGAACCUGGCUUAUUGAUGUGCUUCACUGAUCAACUGUGUAGGAUAUGGAAUCUCAUGUGUAAUGUGGUAAAUCAGCACUGACUGGCUGCACAGACAGGCUGCUGGCACCCAUAAUUCAUUUCUGCAGGCAUAAUCAUAAUGAAGUAAUUAUAAGAAUGUAGUAAUAAGAUGCUAUUUGAUUUCUCGCAGUAAACCUUUUUUACAAGAGCAUUUCAUGGGUUUAUCUUUCUUUGCAUGUGUGUGCUUGUGCUCUUGCGGUCAAGUUGUGUGCAAUGCAAGAAGCUUUUAGGGAGUGCUGCAUGCUUACUCUGCUUUUAGGUAGUAUGCAUAUGUUUGUUGCACGGCAACUUACAAAAAUAUCGAGUUUAUAUGCUGUCUCCGCAUUGCUUAGAAAAGACUUGCUUGCUUCGCCUCCGAAAUGCAAGUGUUAAUUUUCACUAGAAUAAAGUCUUUAUUUCCUUAAAGAUUUAACAGAGGCUUUGGAUGAAGAUGCAGACCCCACAAAAUCUGCACUAUCUGCAGUUGCAACUUUGGCAGCUGCAUGGCCCCAGUUACAUCAGGGUAUGUGUGGGUUUCACUUUUUGUUACGUUUUGCACUAUUUUACAAAAAAAAGUAUAAUUCACAUUGUUUGCUAAAUACUCUUAGUAGCCAAAUAGUCUAACACUCAUUCCGUUGUUAACUGUAGGUUGCAAUUUGAAAAACUUGGAUCUUGAUAGCUGCACUCUUUCUGAGAUUCUCAGACUUCAUAUCCUAGCAUCAGGUGCAGAUGUAACAUCAGCCAAUGCUAAAUAUCGUUACCAGAAGCGAGGAGGAUUUGAUGCCACAGAUGAUGCUUGCAUGGAGCUAAGAUUGAGUAAUCCUGGGUUGUUGAAGAAACUCUCGUGUACUUCCGUGUAUGAUCUAUCAUCGGGUAAUAGAGCCAAAUUAAUAUGUCAAUAUGUCAAGUUACAUGACAGAAGUUUUCAAGAAUUGUUUACUAGGACAAUGUCAAGAAAAAUCCUAUUUUGUCUCUUGAAGCAUAACCACUAAUACCUUUUAGCCCUAGAAGUUAUACAAAUUUAAUUAAAUAAUGAUGAUAAUAAAGAUUGGGGCUAGGUAGGUGAUUUAGGCUGCAAUCCUAUAUAGGUUUACCUGAGAGUAAGUUCCAUUGAAGGCAGCGGGCUUACUUUUGCAUUGGAUUGCACUACGUAUCUUGUGGAAGUCUGUUUAAUUUUCUACAUGAGCUUAUGUCUGUUUUUCUAAGAAUCAUUAGCCAUUAUCAAUUGAGCUACUGAUAGUAUAUGAACGUUGGGUAUUUUUACUUGCUCUUUUGUGUUUGAACAGCAGGUCCUCCAUUAUAUAGAACAAACUGCUUUGUUUCAAAAGUGUUUUGCUGUAUGGCACAAGCUGGGUGGGUUCAUACUCAAAAAAACACAAGUCCAGAAGUUCCUUGGUGCAUGGAACAGUUGAUUGCUUCUUUGGAUCACGUUUAUAUUAGACUGGAAAAUAGCUUGCAAGAAGUUCAUGUACUGUACACACAGUUAAACAUGUUGAAGAUUCUAUUGGUAAACUAUGCCAUAAAACAAGAUGGCUAAACUCUGAAAUGGCACAACCCUCCUUGUACUAGGUUUACAUCUUGUCAAUCUCUAUGGAUUAAUGAGCCCAAAGGUCACUGACAGAUUAAAAAUAGAUACCUUACUUUAUUGAUGAAGCUUUACUGACCAGUUCACGGGAUUAUUCUGUGACUUCUGUAAUGAAGCAUCAAUCUAUAUUCAUUUUAUUAGGGGAGAAGAUGAAGAUUCUUCAUGCCCUCUGCGGGAAGCUUUUGACUCUUGUUUCUACUCGAGACUUCAUUGAGGACUCUGUUGAUGUAUUACGACAGGCAAAACAAGAAUUCAGAGAGUUAAAAGCAGAACAGCACCGGAAAGAAAGAGAAGCUGCAGCAGAAAGGUGACAAGAACACAGAUGCCCAAAUAUCAGCACAAUAAAGCUAAACGGGGGCUUUUCCAGAAGCGUGGCUUCUAAAAUUGAAAGAGCCUACUAGAAAUAUGGGGCGCGGGUGGCGCUGUGGGUUAAACCACAGAGCCUAGGGCUUGCCAGUCAGAAGGUCAGCGGUUCAAAUCCCCACGACGGGGUGAGCUCCCGUUGUUUGGUCACUGCUCCGGCCAAUCUAGCAGUUCGAAAGCAUGAAGUGCAAGUAGAUAAAUAGGUACCGCUCUGGCGGGAAGGUAAACGGUGUUUCCGUGCGCUGCUCUGAUUCACCAGAAGCGGCUUAGUCAUGCUGGCCACAUGACCCGGAAGCUGUACGCCGGCUCCCUCGGCCAAUAAAGCGAGAUGAGCACCACAACCCCAGAGUCGGCCACAACUAGACCUAAUGGUCAGGGGUCCCUUUACCUUUACUAGAAAUACGGUAGUAAAACCUGUUUGUCUGUCAUAAUCCAAUUUAGAAAAGUAAACACAUUUCUGGUGUAUUUGAUUAAUCUUAUUUCAAACCUUUUUUUUACAAGGUAUCUUACAUAUUUUCAAUAUAAAAAUUUAGUUCUAAAUUAGGAAGUUGCUCUUUGGAACUGAAAACUGCCUUUAUACCAAGCCAGACCAGCUGGCUCAAUAUAGCCUCCACUGGGUGGAGAACCUAUAGCCCUCCAGAUGUUGCUGAAGUAAAACUCCCAGCAUCCCUGACCAUUAGUUGUGUUGGCUGAGGCUCAUGGGAGCUGCAUUCAAGCAAUAUCUGGAGGGCCACAGAUUGCUAGAGGGGAUGAAUCACCAGCUUGGGGAAUAAAAAAAGGCAACUCCAACCCUUAACUGGCCCCUUUUUGCAAACUCUUUAAGUGUUUUUGCCUGGCUGGGAUGACUGCUUGAACUCUGAUAAUACAUUUUGCUUUACUGGAAGGAGGGUAGAAAAGGGUGUUUGUAACAACUAGACUACUUGCACAAAUAUAACAUUUACAUUAAUUGCUGUGCCCACUUGUGGCUCUGGCCCUGUCAAUCAGUGGCCCUUGGGAAUUUGUCCCCAUGUCUGAAAAAAACUUCCCACCUCUGGUCUUACAUCAUCAUGACUUCCCAACUGUUUUGAGCCCAUGAGCACAUUUGGAAUUGUAUUAAGAGUAUUGUGAAAAUGACCACUGCUGUAGGAAACAUGAGCAGUUACAAAACAUUGGGAGUAUCAGUAUGCUCUUCUCAUUUUAUUUCCAUGUGUGUGUGUACUGCACACUCUGAUCACACACACAUGCAGUGGAGUGGGAGAGAGAGAAACCCCCAAAUAAAGAGGGGCAGGGCGGGGCAGGGGAAAAAACAUUCAAAGCGGGAAGGAAGAGAACCUACAGAGAAAGAGAAUGCAUAAAAUGGUGAAAGGUGGGGGAAGCUCAGCCAUGGAUGGAAGAGAACGAAAAGGGCCAGUCUAAGUCUAGCAUUGGUGUAGGACAGGAAUCAGCAGCCUUUUACAGCCGUAGGCCAGUCCACUGUCCCUCAGACCAUGUGGGGGGCCGGACUAUAUUUUGAAGAAAAAAAAGAAUGAAUUCCUAUGCCCCAGAAAUAACCCACAGAUGCAUUUUAAAUAAAAGCACACAUUCUACUCAUGUAAAAACACACUGAUUCCCAGACCAUCCGCAGGCCGGAUUGAGAAGGUGAUUGGGUCGCAUCCGGCCCCUGGGCCUUAGGUUGCCUACCCCUGGGGUAGGAGAAGCCCCCACUCGUCAUAGCUUUACUGGUAGCUGCAGUAAUUACUUCCUGCUUCUCUGCUCAGCAAAAAAGUAGUGAAAUAAUUGUCCUGUGUGCUCUCUUCUCCCCUUGGGCUUCCUGAUUUCCCCAUGAUCCUGAUAGUGUGCUGUAAAAAAGAGGACAGUCUUGUGCGGACACAAUGAAAGAUAUCUGAGCAUGCCAUGGCAUCCACAGGUGUUUCUUUGGGGAAAGGUGCCUUAUACUGACCGGCAGCAGCUCUUCAAUGUUUCAGAUGGAGUUCUUUCCCAUCCAGGCUUGUAAAUGCCAGGGAAGGAACCUCAGACCUUUCAAGUGCAAAACAUGCUCAUCUGUUGAACAACAAGCUUUUAGUACUAUUUAUUUUAGUGAUAUUUAUUAUGUACCAUGGCCUUCAUCCAGAGAUUUCUGUGCAUCAAGAUGCACAUAAGGAUCUCCUGUAUGUUGGGUCUCUGUUCUUUUCAGUAGAGCGAUGUAAUUAGAGGAAAUGGUUGAUUACCCUAUAUGCUCCAACUAACCAUCUUUGUGUAUUGUAUAACAUCAGAAUCCGCAAGAAAAAAGAAGAAAGACUAAAAGGACAAGAACUAAAGAUGAAAGAGAAGCAGGAGAAACUGAAAGAAGAGCAGAAAAAUCCUGCAAUUGACGUAUCAAUUGGGUAUGAUCAGUUGUUAAUAUUUACAUAUAUAAUUAGGAUAGUGCUUAAUUUCACAUGCUGGGGUUAGUGUACACAGUUUCAAUUUAAAUAUUUCCAUCAACAAUAAAAACUUCUUAGAUUAUCUUGCUUUCUGGUUAUGAUAUUUACGUAAUAUGAUCACAAAUUUUAUACUAUAGGGGGGAUAACAUAGUAAAAGAGUUCAAUACACACGCAUGCACAUUGAUCUUUAUUAUAAAACACUUUGGAAAAUCAAAUGUGACCUAUCAAAAGCCAGCCCAGCCAGAUCCGUUUUCAUCUCCAGUAAAUGUGGACAGUGUGGAGUUCUCUGCUUGUGGGCGUAACUUUAUUCUGUGUGUCUUUUUUUUAAUGUGGCGCACAGUGCAAUUUUUCAGACUGCGCUCUAUGGUGUGUUACAAUAUGCUAUGCAUGUGCAAUUCCCUAUAACUCUUUGAACUUGGAGGACUUUAUAUUUUUUGGUAUGUCUAUUGCAUUAGUGAGGAGGAGCGGGAAGAGCUUGAUACAAGCACAGAGAGCAAAGAAACUGAAUCAAAGGAGCAAGACUUAGAUGCUAUGACAGAUGAGGAAGAUGACAUUGUGCCAAACAAAAAGAGAAGAGGAGGUAAGUUCAUUUCUAGUGCAUUUUCAUUGCUAUGUAUUGAUUUUCUAUUGCUGUACGUUCUUGCUUCUAGGGUUUUUAAUGGAAGGCAAGCGUAGAGUUAACUUCACUACCUGCAUCAUUCUGUUAGAUUGUCAUUAUUAUUUUUUAUGUCAUUAUUAUUUUUUAUGGAUUUAUAAUUCCAUUGAUCUAGUUUGAUACUUAAGGCUGCCUCAUUCAUUACUCCUUUCCAUCAUGGGUUUCUAAUGCUUGUAUCUAAGGUACAAAACCUUUCCCCUCGUUUUAUGAGCCAGCACAGUAGAGUAGUGGUUAGAGUGAUGGACUAGAAUUGAGGAGACCCGCUUAACCAUGAUGUUCACUAGGUGCUCUUGGGUGUAACUUAUCUCCCAGGGUUGCUGUGAAAAUAAAAGAGGAAGGAAGAAGAGCCAUGUACAUUGCCUUGAGCUCCUUGAAGGCGAGGUGGAAUGCAAAUGUAAGAAAUUAGUUCAGAAACUUGCAGAAGACAGAAUUUCCAUAUAAAAAUUGUGAAUGCAGCCACACAUUGGGCCUAUAAAGACAUUAGUUGAUUGAUGGUACAAAACGAGCAGAAGAAAAAUUUAGAAGUUACGAUAUCUUGCUACCUGCUUGAAAUUUUCUUGUGUUAUUUGUUUGGGCAAACGCCCGCUUGUGCUACUCUAAGCUACCUGUGCUAUGUAUAGUUGUGUCACUUUGGUCAGUGAGUGGCCAGGUAAUGUAUUAAAUAAAGAAAUAAAACAUUUUUGCUUGCUCUUUCAGGAAGAAGACAGAAUGGCUUUAAAGAUCUGGCAAGGCAAAUAGAGACAACUGGUGAAAAACGUGAGCCACCCACUCCAGAGGAGGAAGAAGCUUUAAAACAGGAACAGCAAGCAAAAGAAAGGGAACUUACAGAAAAGAUUCAGAAAGCCACAGCCUGUACAAAUAUCUCUCCUUUGGGCCGGGACCGCCUAUACCGACGCUACUGGGUUUUCCCAUCUGUUCCAGGAUUAUUUGUGGAAGAAGACUAUUCUGGUCUUACAGAAGAUAUGUUGUUGCCUCGGCCAUCUUCAUUUCAAAAUAAUGUACAGAGUCACAUUGCAGAUAAAUCUCAGACUGCUACUAAAACUUCAGAGUCUUUGAAGACAGAAUCUACCUCUAACAGUCACCAAGAUUUCCAUACUGGUGCUACUGUACAGGUGUCGUUGCCAAUACAUAAGCCAAACCGGUGGUGCUUUUACAGUUCUCAGGAACAACUGAACCAACUUCUAGCAGCUCUCAAUUCCAGAGGAUACAGGGAAAGUGCCUUAAAGGAAAUUCUUUUGCAGGAAAAAAACAGAAUAUCUAAACAACUGGACAGUUUUGCUGUAGAAAAAUUCCAUAUUUCAGGUAAAUAUUCUGGAUUUUCUUGAGUAUAUAGGGGGUGGCGCUUGCCUGCGCCUUACCUUCUCCACUCCUUCCUUCCUUCCUUCCUGUGCUGGGUACUGGUUUUACCCCAGUGCCUUGCACGGCCAAUGCAGCUUGCUCCUCCCUCAACUAUUCAACAUCGCAUUGUGUCACUAUAUCACGAUGUUUGGCUGGUUAUAGCAAUGUUGAAAAGCUGAUAUCACCCAGUCCUUUUCACAGUACAAAAUGUGAACACAAAAUACAUAAUUAAAAACAAGAACGAGAAUGAAAACAAACCAAUAACCCCUGCUCCCACAAACACAUUUGAAUGUUAAGCAGCCAGAACCAGAGGCCUGAUUAAAGAGAAACAUUUUUGCCUGAUGCCUAAAGAUAUGCAAUGAAGGUGCCAGGUGAGCCUUUCUGGGGAGAACAUUCCACAAACGGGGAGCCACCACAGAAAAAGCAGUGUGCACCUGCUCAUUCACAUUAAAACCAAGUAGUGUAAACUAUGGCUUAGUGUAAUAUUCAAAGCCGUAGCCUAGCUUGCCAUUUUCUGCUGGAAAACAAAGUGUUGUCUUACACAAAACAAACCAGAAAAAAUAUAGUUUAUGGAUGCUGUUUGAUACAAAAGCACAGAAGUGAUGUCCCAGAUCCUUAGAAGAAUUGGCCUUGCUGGCCAAAUGAGGCAGGUGGCUUCUUUCAUCAACCCGUGGGUGCCUGUUUUCUGCUAGGAACGUGUGCCCUCAGUGCAGGAUUGAAUUCCACCCUCUCACCCUUUAACUGGCAUCACAAGUGCAGUCAGCUGAUUGACAGGUAGGUGUGGUUUGAGGGAAAUGGGAUUCAUGGGACAUAUUGGACCACCCUGCAGGCCAUAGGUUCCCCGCCCCUCUGCAAUAGCAAUUUACCACUGCAUUCCAAAUAAUAGACUUCUAAUUUGAAGCUGUCUUGGGUUUUACACUUUCCUUAUUUGUGGUCAUUUGAGCUGAUGUGAAUUUUUUGUUUUGGGAGAAAAAAAUGUAAUUGGCUUUGGUGAUAGUCACCUGUCUAUACUGUUCUUAGACAAUGUGUUUAGGUGGCAUGCUUUUGGUCUUGGUUUGAAGGAGUUGUAACUUCUUGAUAUUUUAAUGUUCAUUUGGAAACUGCUACUUAAGGUAUUGGUUGCUUUUACAGAGAAACCUCAAAAUGAAAGCAAGUUGUGUCCAGUACGUGGGAAAACACAGAAUACAUAUGAUGCAGCUCCGAUGUCUGCAGAAAAGCAGCUUGAAUUGAGACUCAGAGACUUUCUUUUGGAUAUUGAAGACAGAAUCUAUCAAGGAACUUUGGGCUCUAUUAAGGUAUUUUACUAUUUCUGUUUUUAUGAUGAAUAUUGUGCCUUAAAACCUGCUUGACCUCUGUGGGCAUAAUACCUUUCCCUCAAUCCAGAAGAUCUUAAUAAUUUUAAACCAAUAGCAUAUGUCCCCUUUUGGGCAAAGUUCUUGAUAGUGGUUGCCAGCCGGGUCCAGGUAUUGUUGGAGGAGGCAAAUUUUCUAGAUCCAUUUAAAUCUGGGUUUCGGCCUGAUUUUGGUAUGGAAAUUGUCUUCGUCACCCUGUGCGAUGGAGAGAGACAGGGAGUGCUGGUUAUUUCUUGUUCUCCUGUGAUGUAAUACAGUGGUACCUCGGGAUAAGUACUUAAUUCGUUCUGGAGGUCCGUUCUUAACCUGAAACUGUUCUUAACCUGAAGCACCACUUUAGCUAAUGGGGCCUCCUGCUACCGCCGCGCCGCACGAUUUCUGUUCUCGUCCUGAAGCAAAGUUCUUAACCCGAAGUACUAUUUCUGGGUUAGCGGAGUCUGUAACCUGAAGUGUAUGUAACCCGAGGUACCGCUGUACUGAAAAGUGGGGUCAGCUCUCCCGGUGCUUGAAGCCAGGAACGAAGUCGCCUCACAAAAAACUUUUCCAGCUCCAUUUCCUUAAAGUAACCCCAGUUACUUUCCUGUCUUCCACUUGAGGUAGUAGCAUUUCUGCAUUUUUUAAAUUUAUUUUGCAUUUCUGCUAUAUCAGUGUGAUUCAGGCCUGUGUUCCUGCGCCUGGUUUUUGUUUGUUUUCUGUUCGCUCUAUACUCGGGACACAUUUAGUGUUGUUAACGGUGGAUACUUGUGAUUUUUACUUGUUAAGUGAAUCAAUUUAGAAAGUGAGUUAAUUUGGAUAAUGGACUGAAGCUUUAUCCAAACAAGAUUGAAAUGCUGCUGGUGGGUGAUUCCUCUUACCAGCUGAAUAGUGUGCAGCCUGCUCUAUAUGGGGUCACACUCCCUCCGAAGGGAGUGAGUUUGUAGUUUGGUGAUUCUCCUAGAUCCAUUGCUGUCACUUGAGGCACAGAUGGCCUCUGUGGUGUGGAGCGAUUUCCAUCAGAUUAGACUGGUAGCUAAACUUUAUCUGGACAGGAUAACUUGGCUACAGUAAUCUAUGCUCUUGUAAUCUCAGAGUUGGACUGAUGCAACGUGCUUUAUGUGGGGCUGCCUUUGAAAACAGUUCUGAAGCUUCAGUUAGUGCAGAAUGCAGCUGCCCAGCUGUUGACAGGUUCCAGGCAAACAGUUCAUAUUACACUAAAUCUGAUACAUCUGCAGUUAGCUACCUGUAUGCUUUCAAGCCACAUUCAAAGUGCUGAUUUUCACUUAGGAAGCUGUUUAUGACUCAGGAUCUUUUGGAACACCUAUUCCAAUAUGAACCUUCACAGACUCUUGGAACUUCUUCAGAACCCCUUCUCCAGGUCCCCCCUCUGAGGGAAGCUUGGAGGGUGGUGGCAAGGGCGUGGGUCUUUUCAGUUGCAUCUGGGGAAUGCUCUCCCCCAGUGAGGUCCAAUUAGUACCAUUGUUGAAAUCUUUCUGGUGCCAAGUAAAAACUUCUCUUUUUUUCCUCAGUGUGCUGCCAAGCUCUCUGUGGCUGUUACAUACAUUAUUAUUAUUUUUUUAAUGGUAUAAUGUAUGCAUAUUUAUGUUUUUAAAUGUGUUAUAAAUCACUUGAAGACCUUUGGGUAAUAAGUGACUAACAGGUCUAAUAAUUAAUAAUUUUCCAUUUGCUUGAAAAUGCAACUUUAAAAAUCGUCUUUAUCUUUGUGUUAAGCCUUUCAAUAAUUGUAUUAUGCUUUAUAGGUAGCAGACAGGCAAACUUGGAGGACAGCCUUAGAAAGUGGGCAAUAUGAGUUACUAAAUGAUGAAAACAAAGAAAAUGGUAUAAUGAAAACUGUGACUGAUGACGUAGAAGAGAUGGAAGUAGAUAAUCAAGCAAGAGGUAUUGCAAGAGACAGGUAAUACCAGCAACCUUUUAGUUGUGCUAUUUAAAAUUAAUAAUGGGAUGGGUAGUUGGCUUUUCAUUCUUUUGCUCCACUUUAUCCAGUGAAGAAUGAAAUUUUUGAGGGGGGUGGUUCUUAACUAAAAGCAUUUCCCUGCAUUGUGGUAUUUUUAGCAAGGCCAAUUCUUCUAAGGAUCUGGGACAUGGUUCCCCACUCUUGUGCUAUUGUAUCAAACAACAUCCAUAAACUAUAUUUUUUCUGGUUUGUUUUGUGUAAGACAACACUUUGUUUUCUAGCAGAAAAUGGCAAGCUAGGCACUCUCCCUCAAAAGCAUGGCUUUGUUUUGAAAACGCUCGAGGACAAAAAAUUGGCACAGCCCUAGUAGUGAUGCUGUAAUCAUGUUAAGUAUAAUUGAUGUUUGGCUUUCUCUGGAAAUUGCUGAACAAAUGACACCUUAUUGAUUAUUACCAAUUAUGAUGUCAAGAGACAGCAUUCCUAUUUUCAGUUCUGUGAAGCAAUAAAACAGUAUAGGUGUUUCAUUGUGAAUUCUUUCUGCAUUCUUUCAUUACUAAAAUUGUGUGUUUGAUCUAUGCAACUCAAAUAUAUCAAUGUAUUUGGAUUAUAAGAUUUCUAAACUAAUUUUAUUUUCAAUUGCUGAAUUUUUUCUUUUUGUUUUGGAGUUUACAAAUUCGCAAAGCACCUAUAUUGUAGCCCUUAUUUCUUUCCAAUACAGUGGUACCUCGGUUUACGAACUUAAUCCGUUCUGGAAGUCUGUUCUUAAACCGAGGUGCACUUUCCCUUAUGAGGCCUCCCACCACUGGUGCCCUUCCACCAUUCAGCUUCCGUUCGUAAACCGAGGUAAAGUUCGCAAACCGGAACACUACUUACGGUUUUGCGGAGUUUGUAAACCGAAUAGUUCGUAGACAGGACUGUUGUAAACCGAGGUACCACUGUAUUCUGUUUCUUGAGAUGACACCUGUGUGAGUUUUUCCAUAACUGAUUUAACUGACCUGACCUGAGAAUUGUGCUCUUUCUUUGUUAGUUUAAAGUUAUGUUUAACACCAUUGAUGGCAUAUUUGACUUGCACUGCUGAGGCCAGUUUCACAUAAGAUAAAUUUUGUACACAGAUACUCUGUGUCAGGUGAAUCAAGUGUGUAGGUCUUUUUUGCUUCACGUACUUAAGGGCUGUGAUUAGUGCUUAUUUUUGUGGCUAAUACAUGUGCGAAAACGAGUGUGCUAAUCACACAUUACUGGGUAUAUGCUGGCUAUACACAAUUGCUAUACAGAAAUGAUUGUGUAAGAAAUUGUGUGAAGUGGCCCUGUUAGGGAUUUUUGUAACACACAAGAGUGUGUUUGAGGUGAUAUCAGGUAAUGUUCUUUUGAGAUCUUUUGAGCAGAAAGCAUAGCUCCUGGAAAACACUACUUCAAAAGUUUCAGUUUCAUUUCUUUGGAUGAGGCCUAUAUAGAAGUUACUAGUACAUUGUGCACAGUGUCCAAGGAAAUCGCUCUUAGUGAUUAGAUUAAUAUAAAUAUUUAUAUAUGUAUUAAUGAAAGUGCCAAGAGAGACUUCAUGGUUAUAUUAUUCUGCAUAUACACUACUUAAACUUGAUUUGUGUACUUAGUUACUUGAGGAACAAAUGCUUAUUUAUUUUAAUUAAGUCCACAGAAUGCAUGUUUGUACAUUCUUGUUCUGCUCACACCACCAAUGUAAAAAAUAUUUGUCGUUUAAAACUGAUGAAUUUUAAACUUUAAUUUAGAUUGAUUGUAUUAAAACCUGAACCUAGAAGCACCGCUUCAACUAAUACAAGCACUCCGCAGCCCGUGAAUAAUGUUGUCCAUUACUUGGCAUCAGCACUGCUUCAGAUACAGCAAGGCAUUGAACGUAAAUUCCUCAAAGCUCCACUUGGUACGUACCUACUUCUAGAGCCCUGUGCUGGUUAUGAGCAAAAGAAUAGUCCAUGUCCAAAUAAUGUGUCAACAAAUUGCCAGUUACUGUACUGAACAAGUUUUAACAAAUGCAAAAUCACUUUAAACUGUGUUGUGUUUUAAAUUGCUGCAACUCACCCGGGACCUUAUGGUGGGUGAAGGGCAAGUAAACUCAAAAUAAGAAUGGUGAUGAAAAUGCUCUAGAAUUGCCAAUCUAGAGUCAGGUGGCUUGGAACGUACUUGAAAUCAAAAGUGGGAUGAAUGGAUUGUGUGGGUGUAUGGCCACACCUGAACACAAGAUUCACUUCCUUGAUUCACUGUGUUCAUAAAUGUUGGGGGAAAUGUGAUCCACUUGGCAAAUGAUGAAUGAUGGUAAGCAGAGGUGCCAGAUUGAGAGGGUUAAUGUCAUGCAUGUGAUGCCACACGUGACAUUGAUGUCCCGUGUAAAAUGUCAGGAGGAACCGGAGGUGGAGCCAAAAACGGCACCUGCAGGGCUUCAGUGACGGGGGCUCCUCCUUCACCAAUGGGAGGCUGCUUCGACCCUCCUUCCCCUCCGCAGUGGCAGGAGGAGGAGUGGGCCACUGGAGCCUCACUACGUGUGUCUCCGUACUUUGUGCUUUUGGACAUUGAGGGGGUGGCCCCUACCCCCAAAAUACUCAGGGGGCCCCAAAGGGCUCGGCCCCCAGGAGCUGAUACCCCUGAUGGUAAGAAAGCAUAUUGUGUACUGUGAGCAUAGGCCUAGGAUAUGCAUGGUUACUUUUGGAAUAGGAAGCACCUCUUCCUAUCCCUUUGUACUGAUCUGGGAAUGUGCUAAUACAUCAUGUGAAGAGACAUGUGAUGUAACACAGCUCUGCAUAUUGAUGCAAAUCCAAAUAUCAACAUUAACUGCUUAGUUUUAGGGAAAUAGGGUGAGCAUGCUAGUGAAAGGUUCCCGUUUAUUUCCAAACCAGGCUUGAAAUAACUGUAUGCGUUUAACACUAGGUGAUGCAGAAGACAAUAAAAGAGACCAAAAGGGGGAUAAAAGGAGGAAAAGAGAAGAUCAGUCUAGUCAGAAAGAUGGUAAAUGAUUGACAUUAUUCUAUAUUUAAUCUUUUAAAAUUACAUUUCAUCCACUGCAGGUGUCUUUAGUAUAUUAGUCCCAUGAUCACCUUUUGAGCAUAGCAAUGCAGCUUUGAAAUAGUGGGCAGUAUCAAACUAAACCUUUCCACAAGCAAGAGCACUUUUGGCGGCACAACAGAACUUUCCAUCUUCCCAUAAGCCCCACCAAAGCUGUUGUUUGCUUUCCUCUAAACAUCCAGAGCAGAUUUAGGGGGCCGACAGGGAAAGGAGAGGGAGGGGAAGUUCCUGGCACAGCCAAAUCUUCUUGUAAUAUUGGAAAUGUUUGAUUGAAUACCACCACAUAGAAUCACAGUUGUGACAGUCUUUUUAGAAAGGAAUAGUGAAGAGCUUAAGGAUAAAAUAUUUCACUGAACUUUUACCUUUAUUUUGGUGUCUUGACCUGUAAAAGAUCCCUAAUCCUACAGCGAUCUCUGUAGCCAAACUGAAAUCCAACCAUACAUCUUGAGCUGGUUCAGUGCCUUCUGAAAUCAAAGUUUUCCUCUGUGAAGGCAGUGAUAACUAGAAAAAAGUCAGGACAGGGUUACACUGUCGCUUACUCAAAAUCUGCAUCACUAUUGAUAUUGAGCAAGUUCUCUAGUGCACCUAAAACAUUGCACUAAGGGAGAGGAAUCUACUUCUACUUAGGCAGCUGCAUUUGCGUAUUGCAAUAAACUGUAGUCAAUGGUUUACCGUGAAAGCAGGCAGCUCCCAUUUCACUUCUCCGUUAGCACAAGUAGAGUGACAAACCAUGUUGCCUGACAUAGUGCUACAUCUGAAUUAAAGGAUUGUGGUCGCUUUGCUUCAAACUAUGAUUGGGAAGCCCAAAGUUGUUGUUGGCUACCCAGUCAUGGUUUGUUCGUAUGAAACAAGCCAGGAUCCCCAUCUGAGAUGCAGCGCUCAGUCAGGGAUCAUGUUUUGUUCCCUCCACUUGCGCUAGGGCCGCGGUUCCCAAUGUGAGGCACACACCCCACAGGGGGGCAAUUUGAUUUUUUUUGGGGGGGGGGCGCAAUUCGAGAAUGAGUUAACAGCGAAUGGCCUUUUAGGCUUGCUCCACGUGAAUAGGAGUUCAAUAGUGUGGUUGGUGCCAGAGAUGGAGGGGAAGGAAGGAGGGGGGGCAAAAGGGAUGGUUGUACUGAGAGAAAGAAGCAGCACCUGGUGGCUGCUGUACCUUCUGACCUUUCCCUUCUUUCUUCCUCAACCCUCACCCCAAAGUCUUCCUACUUUGUGCCUGGUCUGCCACCAAGCCAGGAAGUCUGUCCUGACUGACUCCUAGGUGAUAGCCAUCUCUUCUACCUGGAAGAAUGAGGCAUUGAGCAGUGAUGCAGGAACUGGAGAGCCAGUGUGCCUGGGGGGGUGGAGAAGGGGGAACUGAGUAAAGGUGGCUGGGAGAUGGAAACGUUGCCGGGGGGGGAGGGUCCCCCACCUGAGGGCAAAGAACUGGAGAGUUCACUGAAAUAAAUUAGAAAGAGAAAAUAUUAAUAUUUAAAAAUAAGAAUAAACUGGGAGUAGAGAGGAAGGGGAUAAAAGAGGGAAGCUGUAAUAGAGGAAGAAGUGAACAUAAAAGGAACAGGAAUUAAGGAAAUGGACAGUUUGGGUUUGGGGAAGAGAGUGCAAGUUAACUGAAAGGUGGAGAGAAGGUCCCCUAAUUUGAGUAAGUUUGUUUUCUCCUGCUCUGGAGGCUAGUACCUGAGCCAAAAGAUUCAAGUUACAGAAAUGGAGAUUCUGACUAAACAUCAGGAAGAACUAUAUGACAAUGAGAGAUGUUCCAUAGUGGAACAGAUUCUUACGAGAGGUGGUGGACUGUUCUUCAUUGGAGGUUUAUAAGCAGAGGUUGGGUGGCCGUCUGUCAUGGAUGAGAUUCCUGCAUUGCAGGGGGUUGGACUAAAUGACCCUCUGGGUCCAACUCUACAAUUCUCUGACUCUAUGAUUCUAUGCAAAUUCUUGGAGCUUUUAUUGCCUUAUAAGCAGCUAAAUCCUUAUUUGUUGAGGGUAAUGAAGCUUCAAAAAGGAUUAUCACCCAAGUGCCUAUAAAUCAUUUCCUGAAUGGAUGAAUUGCUUAUUGGGAAAUGCCCUCUCUCUCUCUGUCUUUGGAAGAGUGAGGAUAUUCUCUUAUCUUUUAUUAUGAUUGGAAGGCAUCAGGCAAAUUAUAACUUUAAUAAUCAGUUUUCAUAUUAUUGGUCCUUACAAUGAACACCCAGUUGUCUGUAAGUGAUAUGCCCUGUAUAUUUAUAAUUUGAUUCCAUUUUUAUGAUUUAUUUAUUUAAUCAUCAUGUCUUCUAAUAGCAAACUCAUGUGGUGAGUGCCAGCAGGAUUAUAGCCAAAAUGGGGUGAUUGAGAACAGGAGAAAUAUAUCAGCAUGUUUAGGGAAACCUGAAGUUUGCAAAAGUAAAAAGAAAAUAAAAAUUAAAAAUAAGCAGCAGAAAGAAAAAUGGAAAUGUGGACUUAGAGCGAAUGCCUCGCUAGAGGAAGGCUAGGCUGACUGGAUGAGUAUCUGAACAGGAACCAUUCCAUUGGGUGACAUACCGUAUUUUCUCAAAUCUAAUGUUCACUUGUUUUGGCCAAAUUAUGUUGCAAAAAUUAAGGUGCACAUAGAUUCGAUGGCACAUUUACAUUCGCCAACAAAUACUUUUUUUUGUUUCAAGGUUCUGAAAUGGAGGUGCGCAUUAGAUUCGAUGGCGCAUUAGACUCGAGUAAAUACGGUAAUAAGACACCUCUCCCUAUCAAGAGAGAAUGAAGUCAGGAUAGAAAGCUGCCACAAACUGAGUUAACUUUUUAUCCAUCAUGGCCCCAAGAUGGCUUUCUUAGAAAUUCCACUGCCAGUUCAUAUCCCAAAUCAGUGUAUAUGUGAAUUUAGGAUUUUUGGGGCCCCGUAUGCCUCACUUUUUUCUUGCUGAAUCUCAUUUUCCAUUUUGUUGCCCAUGUUUGGAAUGAGAUCCCUUUGGAGCUGUUCCCUGUUCCCCAGGUGGGCUACAAUUUGGUAGUGUUUGCAAAUUUGUCUGCCUUUUAACCCACCCCUAACGCCUUAUCAUUUUUGAACAAGUUAAAUAGCACCACCCAACUCAUGUUAUUGGAAGAUCCCAUUCCUUUCUUCCCUCCAUUGGGAGAACUGUCAAAUCUAUUCCUACUUCAUUAAAGAGGCAGCAGAAACCUGAUUUGCAUCACUUUCCCCUGUCUACAGGUUAUUUAGCCAGUUUCUGAUUCAUAAGAGGACCUGGCCUCUAAUUCUAUGAAUAAGUUGUUUUUGUAUAAUGAAUACAAUUAUUGGGAAGUUUGCAGCCUAAUUGUUCUUUAUCACUCUUUCUUGUAAAGAUGCCAGUGAUGGUGGCCGUUCACAUAAAACAGUCUUGGACCGUUGGAGAGAAUCACUUCUGUCUUCUGCUAGCCUCUCUCAAAUCUUCCUCCACCUCUCAACACUAGAGCGAAGUGUAAUCUGGUCCAAAUCUAUCUUAAAUGCUCGCUGCAAAAUGUGCAGAAAGAAAGGAGAUGCUGAAUGCAUGGUGCUGUGUGAUGUCUGCGAUCGAGGCUAUCACAUUUACUGUAUAAGACCAAAGCUCAAGGUAAUUCAACUUUUGUUUUGUUUUGUUUUAAAAUUGUAACCAUAAGUAGUAGUUGCAUUUUACAAAGGCAUGCUGCCUCUUUGUUAGGUUGUUCCUGAUGGAGACUGGUUUUGCCCUGAAUGUCGACCAAAGCAGCGUUCCAGACGCCUCUCAUCCCGACAGAGACCUUCUGUGGAAAGUGAUGAAGAGGCUGAAGAACAGAUUAAAGAGGAGGAAGAUGAAACCAGUUAUGAAGAUACUGGACAUAGUGAGGAAGAAGGUUAUGAAGAUGAAGAGGAUGAGGACAACUCUGAUUCUCAAGAAGAGGAUGAUGAAAGGUAAAUCAGCCACCAAGUUGGCUCUAUCCAUGCAGAAUUCUCACAGCCGUUAAUAUGAUAUGUCACAUGAUGGACUUACUUAAAAUUUUAAAUUUAAGGUACAAAAAUUUAAUUUGUUAAAAGUGAUUUUAAAAAUAUGAUUUAAAAUUUCCAAAAAGUGUAUUGAUUAUUUAAUAUUUCUAAGAGCUACCUGCAAAAUUUCAUCUUGGGAUCUCAAUGGGAUCACAUUUUUAAAAAAUAUUUUGUACAUAUAUUUUAAGUAAGUCCAUCAUGUGACAUACUGUAUAUUAAAGCCCAUGAAGUUCUGAAGAGAUUGGUGUUUUUGGCUUUGACAUAUCUCAACCCAGGGCUGAGCUUUAAAGGUUUUGAUCAUUCAACAAGUGUACAAAAUAUUAAGAAAAUUGGACAACAUGAGGUAAGAAAGCUGGAUCACUUGAUAUGAAAUCACCCAGGGGUAUAGUGUUUUGUUUAAAGUGUGUACUUGCAAUUAAGAUAGGAUAACUAUGGGUAGUUUCUUAGUUUUAAAUUUGCAAAGAAAAAUUUGUCAUUCCAUAAUUGGUAACCUGACAGUUAUUGAAACAGUGCAAAUUUAUCUGUCUAAAACAGUUAAUUGAGUGCUAAAUUCACAACUUUGAAGAAUAGAGAGGAGCAAAGAUACUAGUUGUAUCACAGAAAUUGAUACUUGUAACUUCUUACAGCUUAUCCAAAUCAAGAAAACCUCAAGUAAAACUUGCUUUAAGAGCAAGAGCUGCAAAACUUGCAACCAGCAUCUCAGGUCAAUACAGCCAGCGUCAGAGUACUGGAAGAUACAGUUCCCGGAGUCAGCAGAAUACACCUAAGCAAACCGGAUUUGCAAGUAAAGCUACUGGGAAGGGCAUAAGAAAGACAAGGUCUGCUCCUUCAUCAGUAGCAAAAUCAUCAAGACUUAGCAGUCGUACAACUCGUCAGAAUCGAGAUUUGCUACAAGCAGACACAUUUAUAGAGUUGACCAGUCCCCAGAGGCGACGCCGAGGAAGGAAGACAGCAGAUAAUACUCCAGAGAGUAGUCCUUCCAGUUAUCUCGGCUUCAGAAUUGUUGAUGCUACAGAUUCAAAGGAAAAGAAAAGUUCUCCCAUUCCUAUUGUAAAAAAUUCUCCUCAAGACACAGAGCCCAAAAAGAGGGGUAGGAAACGACAAUCUACAGGUAUGUUGAAUCCUUAAAAUACUAUUGGCUGUAGAAUGAAUUCAGCCCAUUUGGGACUGCCAUGUGGAACAGGUAGAUGGCUUCUUUUGACAUUGCCUUCAGAUGUAAGGCAGAAAGAAGUUUUCAUCAUAGUAUAUAUCAGAGCUCUCCAAACUUUUCAUGUUGGUGACAUUUCAGUGGGGUUUUGCCAUAUUUCAAGAGGUAAAAAUCUGGACACAAAAGGUUGUUGAGCUUUUUUAGGGCAAUCGCCUGAUAGCCCUUCUGCUGCCACCAAGCCCGAGCCACCCACGCCCGCCACAGCCAGCACAUUAACCAGUGUUCCAAAAUCCAGGACAUUUGGUUUAAAAUGCAAAAUUCCUCCCAGAUGGGCAUGUAAGGCCCCCAGAAGAAGAGAUGUCUGGGAAUUCCAGGAUGUAUGGCAACCCUAUUUUUUAGACAUGCAUCAUUGUGUGACAUAGUAAUUCAGUUUUACUAGCAAACUGGAGGUUAAACUAACCCCUUUCCAGCCCUGGGAGGAGCACAGGGAGCAUUCGUGCGACAUACCUACACAAUGCAGUCGAUACGCUAAUGUGUCGCAACACACAGUUUGGAAAUCUCUGGUAUAUGUAAAAGUACGGAUGUAGAACUAGGGAGGUUUGUUAUUGUAUCCUGUGGCUUUUCAUACUCUUACUGCCAGAAAUACAUGGCAUAGCACUAUGGAUCAGAGUCUUGCAUUUUUUCUUUGUCAAGAGAAUCAAUUCUUUUCCGUUUUCUCAUUGGUUGUCUCCCUCCAAUCUCAUUCUUAAGGCUUUUCUAGGUAGGGAGGCCAAGGCCACCUGGCUGGAGAAUAGAGAAUAUUCAGAACAUUUAAAUGGCGCAUGGCAAUAUACUAGAAAGCUUUUCUAGUCUGGUCAAGUAAAGGUUAUAGGAUAGAAGGCUUGGAGUAAUCGGUUGAAUUGUUUCAUCUUGGGAUGGGCUUAGAGAGUUUGCAACUUGGGGCAGGCCAGCAAGAGAGAUUAAAGAUGCUCCUCUCUGACUGAACUUACGUCGUUUUUGUCCCGAGUUAUAUCAGGGAUGGGCAAAAGUUUGGAGGAGUGUAAUGCACCCUUGUGAAAUAGCUGAUCUUCUAACAAAAAGAAGAAACAUCUUUCAGAUCAGCCUCCAUACCCGAGGAAAACUCAGUGCAAAAAGAGCUUUUAAGCUCUCUGCCUUGCUUGCAUUUACCUUGCAGAAUUUCAACCAGCUGGUCUUCAAUUGUGUAUGAUUGAAACUGCAAGUUUGAAGUGCAUAAGAUGCCAUCAUACUAUGCACCAGUUUGUUUACUAAACAUUUUUCUUCAUUCUGAAAAGGAAGCCAGCUCCUUUCAGGUCGAGUCAUUACUCAAUACUUAGUACCAGCUUACACAAAUUGUGUAGUUUUGUAAACAGUUGUAUAUCAAUGAAUGUCUUUUGAGGGGGCUGUUUCCUUCAGAGGACACUGGGGGUUGGUGGGCAGGGAAACCCAUUCUAGCUUUCCUUAUCCUCGACUGUAGCACUUUGAGUAAGGAUGAACUCAGAUCAUAUUGUUUCUGUACCACUUUAGCUUUUCUUAACAUGUUCCUAUUCCCUCAGGAUGGGGACGCGGGUGGCGCUGUGGGUAAAACCUCAGCGCCUAGGACUUGCCAAUCGCAUGGUCGGCAGUUCGAAUCUCCACGGCGGGGUGCGCUCCCGUCGUUUGGUCCCAGCGCCUGCCAACCUAGCAGUUCAAAAGCACCCCCGGGUGCAAGUAGAUAAAUAGGGACCGCUUACCAGCGGGAAGGUAAAUGGCGUUCCGUGUGCUGCGCUGGCUCGCCAGAUGCAGCUUGUCACGCUGGCCACGUGACCCGGAAGUGUCUUCGGACAGCGCUGGCCCCUGGCCUCUAGAGUGAGAUGAGCGCACAACCCUAGAGUCUGGCAAGACUGGCCCAUACGGGCAGGGGUACCUUUACCUUUACUCCCUCAGGAUAAUGUAUUUCUUAAAUAAUUUGUUUUUCCCCAGAGCCGUCUCCAAUGCCUUUGAAUAGGAGAAGUUCAGGACGUCAGGGUGGAGUUCAUGAACUGUCUGCUUUUGAGCAGCUUGUUGUGGAAUUGGUGCGUCACGAUGACAGCUGGCCUUUUAUGAAACUAGUGUCCAAAAUCCAGGUAAAUAGAUGGGGUCCAGUGUUGUAAAAAGUGACAUUUACUGACAAACCAGGAAUAGUCAAAAAGAGGAAGAGUAGAAAAAUACUUCUGAAAUUCAAUCUCUACAUUUGAGUCGUAUCUAGAACUAAAAGUUUCAUAUGUUACUGUAAUAACUUGGGUAUGCCUCACCUAUCUAUUUUGAAGAUGUAAAAUUGGUGGAAUAUAUGGGCUAAUGUAAGGGACGUGGGUGGCACUGUGGGUUAAACCACUGAGCCUAGGGCUUGCCGAUCAGAAGGUCGGUGGUUUGAAUCCCUGCGACAGGGUGAGCUCCCGUUGCUUGGUCCCUGCUCCUGCCAAAAUAGCAGUUCGAAAGCACAUCAAAGUGCAAGUAGAUAAAUAAGUACCACUCUGGCGGGAAGGUAAAUGGCGUUUCUGUGCACUGCUCUGGUUCGCCAGAAGCGGCUUAGUCAUGCUGGCCACAUGACCGAAAGCUGCACGCCGGCUCCCUCAGCCAAUAAAGCAAGAUGAGCAUCGCAGCCCCAGAGUCAUCCGUGACUGGACCUAAUGGUCAGGGGUUCCUUUACCUUUACCUUUACGGGCUAAUGUAGUGCUAAUGCCAGAGAGAUUGACUUUUUUCCAAUCCUUAUUUGAAUGCUAUGACAACGGAAGUCUUAAGAGACAGUUCAGCAAAGUCAGUGUUGGGUCCUGAAAUUCAGAAAGGCUUCUGUUGUUGGCUGUGUGAAGAGGGAGCUUGUUAACUCCAGGUUCAGCAUUUUCUGUUUUGUUCAUAGCUCAGCAAUUAUUGGGAGGUAGCUGAACACACACCAUGGAUGGGUAAUGUCACCACCUUGCAACUGAAGACAGGAAAUGCAAACUGAUGUUUUGCAUUUUAACUUGGUCCAGUGAAUGACAAACUGCAGGAACAGACUUAAUAGAUCCAGAAAGGGAAACAUUAUUAGGAAAAAAACUCAUAAUAGUUUAAAUUGGCUUGUAUUGUAAAACAAUGUAAUGGCCACAAGAUGGCGAUGUUACCCAGCCAUGUUGCCUGUUAAUCACCUAGAAACACCCUUCAGGUGAGAACCAGCUGUUCCACUUUUUGAACAUUGAAGUAGAACAAUGAAAAGUGCAUACAAAUUCAAGACAUGAUUCUGUACUGCACAGUUUGAAAACAGGCUGAUCUAUUGACCUGUUCUUAAGAGAUGAUGGAUUGGAAAUAUGUAAAAUACAUACCUUGUAACUGCUGCAUUGUUGUUAUUUAGUCGUGUCCGACUCUUUGUGACCCCAUGGACCAGAGCGCGCCAUGCACUCCUGUCUUCCACUGCCUCCCGCAGUUUGGUCAAACUCACACAUUCCUGAUAUUCAGAAAAAGGCAGGACUGCCUGUUUGGGUGGGCAGAUUAAAAAGAUUUAACUUCUGAAUGAGGUCUCUUGAUUUAUUGCCUAAAAAUCAUGAAAAAUAUUUUGAUUGUAUGUACUUUUUUGCUCUUUCUCUCUGCACUUUUAAAAAAUGUACUUCUUUACCUAAAUGCAGGUACCAGACUACUAUGAUAUUAUCAAAAAACCUAUUGCCUUAAACAUAAUCCGUGAAAAAGUCAACAAAUGUGAAUACAAACUAGCUUGUAAGUAAAGUUUUCUAAAAUAAUUCUAUUUCUGUUGCUUUAAACACAGUUUAAUUUACAAGGCAUCGGAAUGACUUUAGUUUUAUGUUAUUCUGAAACAGUGGAGUUAUGCAUUAGGAGUUAUGCUCCCAGCAGUGGGCGUUCAGCAUAUUGAACAAUACACACUUGAACAUUAUUUACCUCUAGCUGAAAUGUGAGAAUACUCUCUUGUGAGCCAAAGUAAUCCACCGUAAGGGUGGUGGUGUCUUUGUCUAGGAAACAUUGAUUUUGGGAUUAUCUAUAAUUUUUAUAACAUUAUGGACUAAAUGUGUAUUUGUUUUUUCUUCCUUACAGCAGAAUUCAUUGAAGACAUUGAACUGAUGUUUUCAAACUGCUUUGAGUAUAACCCACGCAAUACAAGCGAAGCAAAGGCUGGAACAAGACUUCAGGAUUUUUUCCGUGUUCAGGCUCACAAGCUUGGACUUCCUCUUACUUCUGGUUACAUGGACCGUGCUGCUCCAGCAGCCAAAAAAUCCCGAAUCUAACGUCUUCCUUUUAAAGGACUUCUAUUAGAGGAAUCCUCUUAUAUUUUCAUGGAAAUGAAAUAUUUAAAUCAUGCAGCCAUAGAAAGCAAUAACAUCUGUCACACCUUGGAAGUGUGACCUGCACUAUGUUCUCAAUUAUUAAGCACUCAGGAGAAUGUAGGAAAGAUUACCUUUGCUACAGUUUUGUUCAGUGACUAAUAACUUUGAUCGAUGUGUUUUGAAUACAGUACUGGUUUACAGUAGCUUUUGUACUUUUAAUGACCAUUUUGUGUCAAAAUACCUUCCAGAAAUAUUUUUCUUCAGCACCAUAUAAUAUUGUUAUAUUGUUUAGAUCUUGUAGGAGCUGUGGCAUUGUCUUGUGAGGGUUCUACCUAGGCUAAAACAGCCAUCUGCAACGCAGUGGACAUCUGAAGUCACUUGAGCACAAAGUUUUGACACUACAAGUGAACGAGUACACCUUUUUAUCAUUUAAAUUAGUGUGCUGGUGCUGGUUGGAGAAAUUCAGUCUGACUUUAUUAAGUAGAUAUUUAUUUAGCAUUCAAAUAAUUUGUGGAUUUGUUUUUGUAUUUAUAAAAAAAUUUACUUGGAGGAUAAAGAAUUCAUUAAUUUCCUGUUUACUCUGUGUUUAGUUGUUUUAAACCUCUCAUGAUCAGUUAAUUGUCCUCUACCUGGCAGUUCUUACAGCAAAACUGAAAGUUUAUUUGUACAACUUCUGAGUGUAAAAAAUAAAGUGAAACAUUUUUCAAAGUACUACUUGCUUAUCUGUAUACUAGUGGCUGCCCAGUUCUUGGGUGAAGCAAGAAUAGAUAACAGGACUUGCCACUUGUUGAUUCUAUUAGCAGCAUUUCUUAAUUGAUGUGUGAUCCUUUAAUGUUUGCAGAUCUGUCAUGAUGAACUAUUCCAAUACCCGUGUCCAUACUACUCCUGCAGAUGUCUUGAAAACUACUUAUUUAAUUUUUUUCUAAAACUUUUUGUCAAUAAAGUAAAACAAAAAAA
Podarcis lilfordi (Lilford's wall lizard) is the source of this 44760-nucleotide messenger RNA. The record is from the annotation of a GenBank genome assembly. NCBI's taxonomy places the organism in Eukaryota, Metazoa, Chordata, Lepidosauria, Squamata, Lacertidae.